Molecule: messenger RNA, 88096 nt
Organism: Ostrea edulis (European flat oyster)
Lineage: Eukaryota; Metazoa; Mollusca; Bivalvia; Ostreida; Ostreidae
Product: titin-like
Exons: 277
Coding region: 592-87495 (28967 amino acids)
Biological process (GO): protein phosphorylation
Molecular function (GO): ATP binding; protein kinase activity; protein binding
Source: RefSeq, a predicted model, not a curated record
AGAGCUGUUUGAGAGAAAAAGUAUACAGAAAGUUUGUAGACCAUUAGAUUUGGACUUGACUGAAUGUUCGUUAUGCGAUGGAGUAGUUUUUGAGUCGACAAUUAGAGGUAAGUUUCUAAGAUAUUUCUUUCAAAUUUCAUGUGACGUAUUGCUGUGCAUAAUGCAACAAAGCGGACCGGUGAACUCUCGUUUCCCUUCCCUACCUGUGUCUGUUCCCUGAAUGUCAACAAUCGCGCAUUUAGAUGCGCCAAGGACGAGAAUCGCAAUGAAAAUUUGAUAUACGUGAGAAAUGAAAUAGAAAUAUGACAGAGUUUUGAUUAGAUUCUUUAUAUUACAUAAGUACACGAUAACUGCGAUUUGCCGUUGAGGAACAGGUCCAGCAGGUCUACCUGUCGAAUUAUAGUCUGUAUCAGGGAAGUGGCCAUUUUUCACACCUGGUGUUGACAGGCGACACAUUCCAUUCCAUCUACUGUAUUACUGAUUCUGAUCUUCUGUGAUGUUAAGCGUAGUGGACUUGUGUGACAGGCUUCUUGAAAAUGAAUUGGAUGAAUCUGAUUGAUAAACUUUUUAUUGUUAAGCUUGCUCAGAGUGAUGGCGUAUCAGAGUGGUGUUGCCCCCAACUUGUCAAGGCAGGGGAGCCACCACUCACUCCAGGGUCCCCCAGACUUUAAUCCAUAUGCCUCUCAUCACCGACUCCAUCCGACCAAUCUCAGCCAAUCGGUUCGUCAUGAUCCGCAGAGUCAGUCCCAGAUUCUGGGCCACAUGACUGGACAGACUCAGUCACAGAAUCCUCACAAAUAUGUGUCUCAGCCAAAUCUUUCUCACAGUAACCCAGACAGAGAGCACUAUGGUAGCCAACAGAUUUCUCCUAAACCAAUGUAUCAGCCAAUCAGGUCGCACGAACAAUCCAGUAAGCCAGCGUAUCGACCAAUCAGACCUGACGAUAGUCAGGUGAACGAAUCACAGUUCAGUAGUCAACAAAACUUGGCAUCACCAACCAAUCAAAAGCCACAUUAUCAACCAAUCAGACCAAAGAGUACUGAAGGAUCAAACUUAUCCAGACCAAUCAGCCUUCAAAACUUGAGUCUGAACCAGCAAUGGAACUUAGUUCGUAGUGAGAGCCAGAGAUCUGUGUCUGGUCAAAGACCAAAAGUUCAAAACUAUGCACAAAAUCAACCAUCCCCAUCCUCACCUCAAAGCCAAAGGCCACAGUAUCCUGAGGAAGCUAGUCCACAAUCACCACCCCCCAACUAUCCACCCAAUCAACCAAUCACUAGACAAGAGACAGAGGGUCCCCCACCCUAUCAAAGAGAGCCAGAACAAAUGACAGUCUCCCACCAAAGCCCUCAGUACUCUUCACAACAGAAUGGAUAUUCCACCCAUGACUCCAGGAGGUCGCUAAAGUCACAGAUCUCGCCUUAUCCUGCCAGGAAGGAAGCCCCGACAAGUCCACCGCACACCACCCCCAUGGUAUCUCGUAAGGGUAGUGAGUAUUCACACGCUCAGCGCAGUACGCGCACUCAGCAGAGCACUCACAGUCAGAUGUCCUUGGCCAGCUCGGGGAGUGGAGCUCACCCGAUUCCAGAAGCUCGAGGAAUGGAGGCAUCUCACAUCAUUGAAAUCCUCAAGAAACCAAUUGUAUACCUGACAGGAGGGAGGGACCGACAGGGAGGUCCAGUGCUGACUUUUCCCCCUCAUCCUGCCAAACCAAACUUCAACUCGCACGACAUCACUAUCUGUCUCAAGUACCUGUCACAGAUACCCAGCGAGGAGUCAAAGAGACGUGGAUUUACCGCCAUUGUUGACAGCAGAGACGGGUCUUGGCAGAACUUGGUCACAGUUCUGGGCUGUCUGAAACAAUCACUGGGGGAGUAUAUGAAGCAGGUGCUUGUUCUAAAGGCCGACCAACAGACAGAGAGACGAUCAAGUAGUAGUAGUUUCAGAAGAGACAGAAACAACCCAAACUUGGAGCCUCAGUUUGUGAAUCUACAAAGAUUGUACACAUACGUGGACAAGAAUCAGCUAACCCAGAGCUACGGAGGGUUGCUAUGGUAUCAUCACCAGGAGUGGCUCCAGAACAGAAUUGAUCUGGAAAAAUUCAUCAGGGAGUCUCGAGCAGCCUCCUCUCACCUGGACGAUUCCGAGACUGAGAUCCACCAGGUGUAUUCCCAGAAGGACCUACUGACCAGUCCACUAGAAUCACUCCGUCAACACAGAUUCUUCCAGGAGUCCAUCAUGAACGUACCCACCCAGGUCAUCCGAGACGGUCAUGACCUUUUAACCCGUUUGAAAAGACCUGGAAACUCUGAGGAGGACACAGCAAGUACUUUAGAUAACUUGGAGGACCAGAAACAAGUCAAGCGGUUGAUCACGUACCUCGAGAAUCGUGUGGAUAAGUUACAGAAUCUGCUAGAGGACAGAGACCGCUCACUUAGUCUCAAUCUAGAGUACGAGGACUUCCAGAGGAAUGUCAGAAAUGUUGUGACUUGGAUCCUUGGCCCUGGAGAGAAGUUACUGGCCUCUCAGGUUGGCAUUGGAGAUUCCUACGAAGCAGCUGAGGAACUGAGGAAGAGACACGAAGAAAUGGAGAUUAAAUGCACGGACACCUAUGGACAGUAUGCUGAACUGAGACACACAGCUGAGGAGCUGAUUAACGGGGAACACACAGCAGCACCAGACAUCAAGUCCACACGGGACUACAUGGAUACAGUGUGCCGAAGCUUCGCUAGUCGACUGGAACGUCGUCGCACACUGUUGAUCACAUCCGUCAGAUUCCACAGACUGGUUGAAGAGUUUUCUGUGAAGUUGGAUGACCUACUUGAGAUGUUGUGUAGUGAGAUCGAGGCUGAGGAUGUGCCGUCUGCUGAGGCUGCUAUUCAGAAUCUCAUAGAAAAAUGUGAAAACAUAGACAAUUUGGCCCAGCGGACGUUGAAUGAUGGGCAGAGCUUGUUGGAUGAAAUGUCCCGUCCAGUUAAAAAUGCUAUGGGUACAGAUAUCACUCCGGACUAUGCAUCUCAGAUCAAACACAUUCAGAAAAAACUGGAAGACCUGCAAGAAAGGAAAUUACGCUGCGAUGAACUUUCUGACGUCCGCAAAAUCAAACUACAACAGAUUCUUCAACUACGCACUUGUGAAAGGGAUGCUGACCAGGCCAUUGACUGGAUUCUGGAGCUGUGUGAUGUCAUGGCAGUCACUCAUACCAGCAUGGGAAGCACCCAGGAGGAGGCGGAGGACCUCCAGAUGGAGCACAGGAAGUUUGAGACGACCGCUACUGGUACUUAUGAGUAUGGUAAGCAGUUACUACAGGCGGGCCUGGUUUUACGUCGGUCAUUGCGAUAUGACUUACUCCCCAAUAAUGAGAGGUCUUAUCGGCUAGAGGAAGCUUGGAAACGAUUUUCACAGGGCACCAACGAACGAGCCAACAGACUCACUGUGUCGGCCAUGUUUCUGGCCUCAGCUGAUAAGAUUUUAAGUCGAUUGGAUGACCUUUUGAUCACGAUCUCUUGGACAAUGUCAGGGGAGGCCACCGUACCAGAUGUCCUGAGUCAGUACACGCCGGUCAAAGGUCAGGUAGAGAAAGACCACCAGGAGACUGAUCGCAUGGGCCGGGCUCUGCUGGAGAGGCUUGCCAUGCCCAUCAUACUGACAGAAGGGAAAGAGAAGACAAUAAGCUUAGAUGAUCAUGAAGCAGUUGAAGUGAUUAGCAGCAAACUGAACAAAAUGGAUCAAAAACUCCAUGACCUCAAUCGAUACUGGACAGAAAUGAAGAAGACAAAGAUGCCACCAUCGGUGUUGCAAUACGGAGAAUCUCGCAAACGUCAGCCAGCCAGAACAAAAACUUUCUCAGGGUACGACAUCAAUAAAAACAAGUCGCAACCCUCUCAGAAAAGACAGCGUAGGUCAACAUCAGACCUUGGUGGUCAGCCUAUUGAGCGUGAAAGGGCAGCCAGGACUCGAGCAAAGCCCAAGCCCCCAGAGCGAUCUGGUUCCCUUCAUCACAAUGUUAAGCCUCCUGUGAGGGAGGGGCUGGUAACCAGUAGCUACAGUCGACCUGUCAACGCUGGAUCCCAGAGUCUGCCCAGGAAUUUCAGACCUUCAUCCCCAGACACCCUCAAACAACAACUGGAGGAGGGAGCAGAAUGGAUUCGAGUGCGAGUCCACCAAAUGGAGCCCGAUCUCACAGAUGUGGGUUCGACCCUGGAGGAGGCCCUACAACUCAGACAAGAACACAAUGAAAUGCUCGCUAAACUCAAGAGCAAGGAGGACGAAAUCAAGAACAUCCUGGCUAGUGCGGAUGCCUACGCUGUGGAAAACCGCUCACAAGCUGACGUGUACGCAGCAAUGGCGGAGACUCUGAACGAGGCCUGGAGGGAACUCAACAUCAAACUCGACCACCGCUCCAUGCUGCUGGACCAGAGCAUUGCGUUCCACCAAAGUGCUCAGGACUUUGCUUCCAAGAUGGAGCAAGCUCAGGGUAAAUUUACCAGCAUGCUGCCGACUCAGGAUGUAAACUCCGCGAGACAUCUGCUUCAACAGCACCAGGAUAUCAAAAAGAGUAUAUUGGAAUCAUCCCAAAGUACCUUGCAACAAGGUCAUUCGCUUUUGGAGCGUAUUCGUGAAAUGGGUAUGCAUGCGGACCUACAGAACCGUCACGCAACAACAGCUGCGUGUUACGGCAUCGAACACCUACUGGAACUACUACAAGACCGAAGACGACGACUCGAAGAAAUAUGGGAACAGCGCAGAUUCCGUCUAGAGCAGUGCCUACAAUUGUGCCAGCUCGACCAGGAAACCAACAAGGUGCUUGACUGGUAUAGAACGACGGGGUCUGCCUACCUACACAGGACUGAUCUGGGAGAUUCUCACCACCACUCCCAACUCAUACAGGAAGAACAUUACAGAUUUGAAACCCAAGCACGGCAUGUCCAAGAGAACGUUCUGCGGCUGGUCCGUAAAGCGGAUCAACUUCUCCGCCGCACGAAUUUGGAUGCCGAGGGAGUAAGACAAAGACUACAGACUGUGGAUCAUGAAUGUGAAAACUUCAUGGUCCGCCUAGACACCAAGAGAAAAAACAUUUCGAUGGCUCUAUCCUUUUUCGAUCUAGUUGAGAAGGCUCUUACGACACUUGACCAGAUCGAGGUCCAGCUUAACACCAUGGACCUCCCUAGAAACAGCGCGGAGCUUGCAGACCGUCAUGCCCAGUUGUCUAACGUCAUCGUGGAAGCCUCCACUCCAGCCCUCCGAGAGGGUCGUAUCCUACUAGAAAGGGUCAGUAGGGACGACCCUGGGGCUGAUGGCGUCAGACGCAAGAUGACUCAGCUGCAGGACCGCUGCUCAGGACUUGAGUCCCUGUGUAAGGCACGGCGAGCAGAGGCCUGGGAAAGGAGCCAGACUUAUCUCAUCUUUCAAGAAAAAUACACAGAGGUUCACACAUGGUUAACCAAGAUUUGUCAGGCGACCCUAGCCAAGCACAACACCAUGGGAACCAGCCUUACGAAUGCAGAGGACUUUCUUGAAGUACAUGAACAAUUGGAACAGGACAUACGAGACAAGAAUGCGGAUGUAGAGAGUUUGUCGGAGGCAGGGGUAAACCUAGUCAAGUCAGGGGACCAGGAAUCCCAGUCUGCCGCCGAGAAGGUCGACACCCUAUGUAAGCAGAUUCAGCGUCUGCACCGCAUAGUGGAAAUCCGCAUUCAAAUCUCCAUCGUAUAUGUCACAUUUCACAAGCUUGUGCAACAGCUUACCAACAACAUGAAUGGGUUGGAACAUAUCAUAAAAUCAGAAACGGAGAAUUUACAAGACUUGACAGAAGAUGCAGUGAGACACACAGAGGAAAUGUGGACUAAGGUCACAGAAACAUACAAUCAACUGCAGGACAGAGGACAAGACUUUUUACAGAGCUCGUCCACCAUUCAGGAUGACUCUACUAUAGACAUCAGAAGCUCCGCCAACACAGUGGAGCUUAUCACGUCAGAAUACACGGAGAGGAUGACUAUGCUGAGCACGACUUACGAGUCGUGGACCACUCAUGUCAACUCAAGUCGCCAAUUUAAGACCCAGUGGCAUCAGUUUGUCCAAGAUGCCAGAAAGACAAUUGACUGGGUCAUGAAGAUAGAACGGGAAUUUUUCUAUCCUAAUUUGGCUGGUUACUUGGGUAACACUACACAAAAUGUUCAGGAAAUGCAGAAAAAAGUUGACCUUUUUACUCCUCUCUACAAGAGAGCUCAAGAAGAAAUUGAGCGCCACUUGAGCACAGCAGAGUUACUGUCCUUGAAGGGAAACACCAAGGGACAGAAGGACCAGAUCAUUAAUGAGUUGAUCAAGGUCCGACAGCGCUUCACAGCUCGAAUCCACGAGUACCAAAUACUACUGAAGAUGACUAUACAGUUCUUCAGAAACCUCGAUCAGCUUGACCGCCUGAUCGAGAAGACAGAGAAAGAAUACAUGGAGUCUGAUUUGCCAUCAGAACUUUCGCAGGCGGAGAGCCUUCUAGAGGAACACAAACGCAAAAAGCAGGAGGUCUCCAGCCUGAUCAACUACACUGCCGACGAAGGCGAGAAAAUCGUAGUACGCGUCCGACAAACGGAUGCAGAAGCUGCCGCCCAAGAUGACGUAGAACGCGUGCUGAAGGUGACGGCAGAGUACAAACAGAGAUGGAACCAGGCGUGGGAAGAACAGGAGAAACGCCUGAAGCAGAAUCUACAGAUCUGUCAGUUCAACUACGACCUCAGACAGAUCCAUUCAGAAAUAGAUGAGCUACACCAACACUUACAGGCUAGGCGAGGUAGCUAUGGCAACUCCUUGCCAGCAGCUAGGAUGAACUCGCAAGCCUUCAAACAGUUUGAAAUGACUGUUGAGUUGAUUGAGAAGAAAAUCCAAAACUUCACAAGCACAGCUGACCUGAUGGUACAGGAGCGCCAUGAUGAUGCGGUUCACAUCGACCGUGAACUGGAUCUGCUAAAAACAAAAUGGACAACAUUCCAUACCAGUGUUAGCAAUUACCGUCAGCUUCUAGAAUGCUCUGUGGAAUAUUUUAACCUUUACGAGGAGUCCGAAACUUGGAUAAAAGAAGGACACCGUUUGUUAAUGGAAAUUCAGCGGCUUAUAAAGGAGUUCCGCUCUUCUAGAGAUGCAGAGCAUCUCAUCUCUACUUUGAAUAAAUUCAUAGAAAAUGGACGUCCAAUGCAGGAAUCCAGACUACAGAGGAUGUCCGAAUUAGUCAUAGAAUUAUAUGGUGAAGAGGGACCCAGUCGUUUACAUAACUUAUUUGUACAAAAUCAGGAAAUGAUGCAAUCAUUCCAACAAGCCGAAAAUCACAUUUCACAAGUCAAAGCACAACUGAAGGACAGAGAGACGGGUCAACCAGUGGUUGAAGAAAUUCAGCCAAUGGAAGUCACUGUCACUGCCUCAAUGCCCAAAGCCACACCUCCUAAAAUCAUAAUGCCACUCAAAGACGCAGAAGUCAUGGAAGGGGAAAAAGUGACUCUGGAGUGUCAUGUUGACUCAGCCACCCAGCCUGAGGUCAUGUGGUGCAAAGACAAUCUACCUCUGAACAGCCCAGAUUACGAGACGCAGUACAAUCGAGGGGUGGCUACUCUUACCAUUGAAGAGACGUUUUCCGAGGACACAGCGAGAUACACAGUCCACGUGACUAAUGAAGCUGGGACGACGGAGUCGUCUGCUUACUUACAUGUCAGAGAAACACAUCAGCAAAUUUUGCCCCCAGAUUUCACAAAAAAUCUCAAGUCUGUUGACGUUUUGGAAAAUUCGCCCCUGUCCAUGGAAUGUCAUGUGACUGGGAUUCCGUCCCCGACCAUUUCCUGGUACCGCGAUGAUCUGAGCAUCGACAGCUCCCCAGAAUUUAUCAUCACAAAAAUUAACGGCACUUGUUGCCUCAAAAUACGGCAAGCAGCACGCCACCACAGUGCUCGGUACACGUGCCGUGCUAAUAAUCCCGGAGGUGAAGCCGCUUCCUCCGCCAGGAUCACAGUAGUCCCCAUGGAGAAACCGAUUAUUCACAAAAUGUCAGAGGAUGUUAGUAUUCCAGAGGGGAAAGGGGUGAGACUUGAGAUCCACUUUACAGGAUCCCCGACCCCCGAUGUCACCUGGUUCAGAGGUCAAAACAGAAUCAUACCAUCAGCUGUUUACAAGAUAACGAUUGAUAUCAACCGAUGCACCCUGGAAAUUAAGGAGGCAUAUCCCGAAGACUCUGGAACUUACACGGUGGUGUUGCAGAAUGCAGCGGGAGAAAUUAGAAGGUCAUGUCAUGUCACCGUGGAGAGCUUCUACUCCAGCACUGCUGAGUCAGCAUCCUUGGCCUCAACAGAAAUCGAGGCAGCCAAGCCUGACUUUAUCCAGCACCUGUCCCCUGCCAAAGAAGCCAUGGAGGGGUCAAGAGUACGACUGGACUGCAUUCUGGUCGGUCACCCAGAACCAGAGGUCAUCUGGUACAAGAACGACAAACCGAUAAAAGAGUCUAAAGACAUCCAGCUCCUGUUUGAGGGAGACCGUUGCACACUGUGUAUCAGAGAAGCCUACUUAGAAGACUCGGGUACCUACAGAAUCAUCGCCAAUAACAUUCACGGCCAAGCUGAAAGUCUCUGUAAACUGCAUGUAGAACCUCUGAGUGAAUUGAGCGAUGCCUCUAUUGGGGAGAUGUCAUCGCCACGUUUCUCCCAACCACUGCGGGAUUUCAGUGUCCAAUCUGGACACAGGGUGUGUCUGCAGUGCAGGAUAACAGGACACCCAAUUCCAGAAGCCAAGUGGUACAAAGACAACAAGCCCAUCGACAACAGCCCAGACUUUGAGAUCACAGCUUUUGCUGAUGUCCACAACUUGACAAUCCCAGAAGCCUUUGAAGAAGACAGUGGUACCUACAUGGUGAGAGCCAUGAACUUGGCAGGAGAAGCCAAGUGUUAUUGUAAACUAACUGUAAAAUCCGUCUCAGAACCCAUGGAACAAGAGGAAGUCAUGAGAAUGAAGCGUGUGGUGGAAACCAAGGAAACUAAUGUCAAUGUUCGCCGUGAGGAUGUUGAGCAUUCUCCACCGGAAUUCCAGAGACUGUUCCAAGACCUCAGUGUUAAUGCUGGGGACUCUGUCACCCUGGAAUGCAGCAUCACUGGAGCACCGAAGCCAAAGGUGACCUGGUUCUUCAAUGGACAACCUGUUGUCUCCAGAGAUUACCAGAUCACCAUGGAAGGAAACAUUCACCGGUUAUACAUCCCAGAAGUGUUUGACGAGGAUGCUGGUCGAUUCUCCAUCACAGCUGAGAAUCCAUCCGGAAAAGCCACUUGUUCCGCAGUACUCAAUGUGGAUGAGGAACCAGCUCCCAGAACUAGGAUAUUUGGAUCGACUGAAUACACCAGCAGAAGAGUCUCGCACACAGAGACAGUCAUGUCCACAGAGACGAGGAUGAGUCGUACCAUCAUGACUGCUCAGAAAGAACAACGUGCGUACAUACCAUCCACCGAGCAGCACGCCACCACCAUCAUCACCGAUGUAAAACCACAGUACGAGGUGCCACAACUCACCGCACAGGAACACUUUGCCACCACAAUUACUGCUGAUCUACAGCCCAAGUAUCAGCCAGUCGACCUUACCAUCGCAGUCCCAGUACCACCAAAGUUUGUCCAGAUGUUGAAAAACAUCCAGGCCAUGGAGGGAUCAAAGGUCACUUUUGAAGGAGUUGUUACUGGCAAACCAGAGCCUACCAUCAAAUGGUUCAGAGAAAAUCGUGAAUUGACAGAUCAAGCUGACUUUGAGAUUUCCUAUAAAGAUGGCCGUGUGAGUCUGACCAUUCCAGAAGUCUUCCAGGAGGAUGCUGGACAGUUCACCUGCACAGCCAAGAAUUUGGCAGGAAGUGCCACCAGCUCAGCGGAGCUCAUCAUCAGAGCUUCUGUUAUCCCACCAUCAUUCACCCAGAAACUACAGAGCCAGGAUGUUGGUGAAGGAGCUCCUGUCCGGUUCACCAUCAGAGUGGCCGGUCAGCCUGCCCCACAGGUCACCUGGUACAAGGAUGGCACCAAACUGACCAGCUCAAGAGACUUCGAGAUAGUACAAGAUGGAGACAUUCACUCCCUGUACAUACCAGAAGUGUUCUAUGAAGAUGCAGGCAAAUUUUCAGUCACUGCCCAAAAUCCUGCUGGCAAGACCCAGUGCCAAGCUGAACUCAGAAUUCAAGCACCCAUGGAGGAAGUCAUCUCUCCGGUGCAAAAACCGAAGGUGCAGAUGCCUUAUGGAGAACCGACUGCAUCACCAAAGUUACAACGACCAUCCGAAUUCAUGAAGAAAGACAUAUCUCCCAAGACUCGUGCCCCUGCAGAGCCUCAGAAGUUCACAGAACAGAUGGAAAUGGAGGUGGCAGGGGAUAAGAAACUACCGAUGUUUGAACAGAGAUUUAAACUUUUCCAGAAACCUGAAGAGACAGCUCCACCAAGACAGGUGUCUGAGGUGUCUUACAAACCAGCAAUCACCCCCAAACAACCACCCAAAUUUACGAAGAGAUUACAAGAUAAGACAAUCAAGGAGGGAGAAAGAUUAAUCUUGGAAGUUCAUGUGGAGUACAAAGGACCAGAACCCAUCGUGAAGUGGUACCGGGAGGGGCUAAUCAUCAGAAACUCCCCGGACUACCAGAUCACAUUAGAGAAUGGCCGAUCCCAGCUGUCGGUGGCUGAGGUCUUCCCAGAAGACACUGGGGUGUAUAAGUGUGUGGCCGCCAAUGCUGAUGGUUCUGACUCCACAGAGGCCAUGCUCCGAGUCAUUGCACCAUCCCCAUCUCAGUAUGAGAAGAUGCCAAUUGAUGAGAGGCCAGAUGUUGCUACUCACGUACCGAUGGAGGAGGAAAGAGUUCCGUCCCCUGUAGAGCCACAUCAGCCCAUAUUCCUGGAAACUCCCCAGGACUUCAGACUGGUAGAGGGAACCAAUGCCAUCUUUGAAUGCAGCAUCUCUGGCAAACCAUUCCCAGAAAUCACCUGGAGGAAACGGGGAUUCCCCAUUAGAAAUGACGCAAGACACAGAAUUAGCAUUGAUGAGUAUAAUGGUCGCUGCUCUCUAGUCAUCUCUAACUGUAAAGCAGACGAUGCUGGAGAUUACACAUGUACAGCCAUCAACUUUGCAGGAGAGACCAACUCCACAGCCACACUUCUGCCUGCUGAGGUAAAACCACCACCUCCACCACCAGCUCCUGAACUUCCAAAGACCCAACCACCAUCAUGGCAACAGAAACCAUGGCAACAGAGGACAGAACCACCAGCCAAGAAACCAUGGCAACAGAAGGAGACCCAGCCUUCCUGGGCUGCUGUGACAGACCAGUUUACCCAUGGAGAGGUCCCCCACAGGUCAGACAAAGGAUUUGUCACCACCCGAUCCGAGAGAAUUUUGGAGAGUAACCUGGAGUACAGGAGGUCACAGGAACCGGAAGAACGACCAGUCACUUCAGCAGCAGACUUCCAGCCUGCUGGUUUUGAGGAUAGACUCAGGCAACAGAACUACAUCAAGGAUGGAAGGAUCAAAUUUUCUAGUGAGACUGAAACAUCUCAGUCUGAAUACGAGUCUGAAAUUGACCGCUCACCUGUGGCUCAACCAAGUCCACCCCAAAUUACUCAGAGGCUCAAAGACUUCCGCCUGAUGGAGGGAUCUGAUGCAACCUUUGUUUGCCGAAUCUCAGGGCGACCAAGGCCGAAGGUUGCCUGGUACUUAAAUGGACAUAGAAUCAAAAGAUCAAACCGAUAUGAGAUGAAAUUCACAAAAGACGGCUAUUGCACUCUGCGUAUCCGCAUGGCCCUGCCUGAGGACGCCGGACAUUACACCAUACUGGCUGUCAACAACCUGGGGAAGGACACCUGUUCCAGCAAACUUUAUGUGGACAGACUUGGAAACAUUGAUGCCACUUCAUUUGUGGCACCUGAAACCCUGGACAAAAUACUCAACCAAGACAAAAAGGAGACAGAACCAGAGGAUGAGAGUGGUAUCCUUGAGGCUCUCUCACGCCCCGUGUUUAAGAAGGCACCUGAAGACAGAGAGGUGCACGAGGGGAACACUGUCCGUAUGGACACCCUGGUGACUGGACGCCCUGUACCGGAACUCUCGUGGUUCCUUAACGGCCAGCCAGUUCACAAUGAUGACCACCACAAGAUUGUGGUGAAUGAAGAUGGCGUAAAUUCCUUAAUCAUUUUGGGAGCCUCACGUUAUGACACUGGAACAUACAAAUGUGUCGCCAAGAACAAAGCUGGAGAAAACAGCUUCACUGUGAAACUCAAGGUCAUGGAGAAAGAGCAAAUGCAACCUCCUAAAUUUGUGGAGAGAAUGCAGAACUUCACUGUCAAUGAAGGCCAGCCCAUGACCUUGACCUGCCAAGUAACUGGGGUACCUGUCCCCAUGAUCAGCUGGCAGAAGGACGGCAAGAUGUUAACCCCCUCCAGUCCAUACCAGAUCCAUACGGAGGGAGGUCGAAGCAGUCUUACCAUCCCUGCGGUCCACAUAUCAGAUGCCGCGUGGUUCCAGUGUUCAGCCACUAACAUUGCGGGCACCGCCACCACACGGGCCAAGCUUAAUGUACAGGCCCAACCAAAGAAAGUGGAACCACCAAAGAAAAAAAUUAGCAUUACCAAAGCACCCAAAAAAGUUCCCUCACCACCAACGGUUCCUCAGAUGGAACCACAUGUCUCUAGAACUAAUUCACCACCUCACUAUGAGAUACAACCAGAAGGUCUGGUUCAGCAGAUCUCGUACUCAACUGAGCGUGAGAGUGGAAUCUUGAGAUUUGUCAAAGAGGAGGACAUUUCCAGUUACAAACCUUGUGGACUGGAGUCCUCCGAGGGAGUGCCUAAGACCCAGCCCACCCCCCGAGUUCCCCCACCUACCCCUGUGUCCACCUCCGUUGAAUCCUCCCCCAUACCGAAACGAAGAAGACUUGGACAAAGACCUAUUGAUCAAGCAACAUCCAGAAAGACAAUGACUCCACAAGUACCUGCCGUCCAGCCAUUGGUAGGACCCACAGAGGAACAGCCAAUGGAAGUCGAGGAGGAAGUUCUUCCUCAGUCUGUAGCCGAAGCCAAGGCCAGAUUUGAACAAGAGGAAGAAAUCCCACAAGCCAAGCAACCUAAACACAAGAAACCAACAAAACCAGCUCAACCAGCUGCACCGGUUUUCCAACCAGUGGCACAACCUUUAGAGAUGAGACCAGCCACAGAGGUGUCCUCAUACAAACAUGUACCAGCACCGGUGGAGGGUCGUAAACCUGUGGCACCACCUCAGGAACAGCCUAAACAUGUGGCUCCUGUAGCAGCCCCAGUGGUCCCCCCUGUGCCCUCACCAUCCGUGGUACCUAAAGUACAGUCGAAGAAAAAAGUCCAGAUUUCUGACAAGACUCGCGUCAAGCCGCCAUCACCUCCGGGCUACGACAUACAAAGUGAGGGAUUUGUGCAGCAGAUUAGCUAUGCAUCCGACACAGAGACAGGAUAUCUCCGCUUGGUGUCGGAGGAUGAACUGGAUACACCAAGAGCAUCACCAGCACGCAAAGUUCCUCCGUCAGUUCCACCAAAACCAUCUAAGGAGGCGUCUCCUUUCCCAGAACAGGCCCCUAGAAUGGCCUCUCCCUCUCCAGUUCGUGUGAUCUCACAUGUGUCUGCCCCAGUUUGGCAGCCAAGGAGCGCUUCUCCUUCACCAGUGAGGCCCCAGAAAGGGGCAUCUCCAUCUCCUGUAAGAUUUGUGCCAAAAUUGACUACACCUUCACCACUGAGGUCCCCCCAGAGGGUGUCUGCGUCUCCCUCUCCGGCAAGGUCCAUUUCACCAUCUCCAGUACGUUUUGUACCCAGAGUGGCCUCGCCAGCAUCUCUCGCAAUAUGGCGGCCACCAUCGAGGGCAUCAACGUCACCUUCACCUGCAAGGUCACUGAAGGGGAUGUCCCCCUCCCCUGUACGUUUUGUCUCAAAAGUUGCCCCCUCUCCACCACCAGCACCACCGCUAUCUGUGUCGCUGACCUCAAAAUCUAAAGUGACCACACACAAACGUGUGACAAUAAAACCACCUAGUCCGGUCUAUGAGAGCCAGGAGAUUGAAUUCAAUAUUACGGGCUUUGAAUCAGCUCCAGAAAGCCACUAUGAGAUUCGUGAGGUUGGACCUGUACAGGAAAUACACUAUGUCUCUGAUACAGAGGCAGCAACAUUGAGACUUGUGGGAUACUCCACAGAGGAAGAGCCCGACAGCAGAGUGGAACAACCUUAUGGACAGCCAGAAAUUUCUCUUGCUCAGCAAGUGAAACACCAACAAUACAGGUCUGUUAAACCUCCCUCACCAAGGGAGCGCAAGAAGACCAAAAAGCAGAAAACACCAUCCCCACCGAAAGAGACAUUCAAACCAGCACCAUAUGCACCAGCAUUUGCACCACAGCUUGCACCGAAACCAGAGAAGCAGGCCCCACCAUCACUGCCUCAGAACAUGAAAGUGAAGGCCCCAGGAGUAUUCAAGCCAAGUAAACCAGAAAUUCUUCCAAAACCAUCCCCCAAACCUACCAUUUCUAAAUUGGAUGCUACUGUGGUACCCAAACCUGGCUCUGAUUUUAUAAGUACUGAGGCCAAAUUCUUUCAAAGGAAGCCAGUGGGAGUUGACAUUGAUAUUCAGGAAUCCAACAUUAAGCCUUCGGAAAUAGCCAGAUAUCAGAAGUUUGGAGACCAACCUAAAGAAUCUAAAGAUGAGACAGAUUUCAGACAGCAGGGCAUUGUUGUUACAAAAGCUGGCUUGAUACAAGAACCAUUUGAUGUAGAUCAAAAGAAAGAUAGCAUUGCACAAUACACAAAAAAGACUACUACCCAGAUUUCAAGACGAUACCAAACAGACGUAGAAGGAAGGGUUUUACCGGAGCAUCAACCAGACUACAUCUCAGCUGAUUUCAAGCCUGCAGAGGAACAACCUGUUGAGGUAGACUUGGGAAUUUAUGGUCUUGAGCCAUCUCAGCUCACAAAGAAAACUUCAACUGAGGUAUCCAAGAAAUUUCUGACUAGGGUUAUGGAAGGAAAGGAAGCCACUCAACAACCGGACUUCAUUUCAGCUCAAUACCAGCCAGGACAACCAAUGUUAGUAGACCUUGCUGUGGAUCAGUCUGGGUUAGAACCGUCUGACGUCACCAAGAAGACAUUUAGUCAGGUGUCCCAAAAAUUCCAAACUGGGGUCUCUAAAGACAUUCUCCCCUCACAGAAACCAGUGUUUAGAUCAGUGGAAUUUAAACCCAUGCCAAAGAAACCUAUAGAUGUUGAUUUAGGAAAGCCUCAACAAAGAACUGUAACACAAAUAUCUACAAAAGAAGGAGUAGAACAGCCUGGGUUAAAACCCACUGAAGUCAGCAGGAGAACUUUCAGUCAGGUGUCCAAAAAAUUCCAAACUGGAGUUGCUGAAGAGUUACCUUCCUCACAACAGCCUGUGUACAGAUCAAUGGAAGUCAAAGCCAUGCCACAGAAACCUAUUGAUGUUGAUUUAGGAAAGCCUCAACAAAUGACAGUAACCCAAAUGACAACUACAGAUGUUAGCAAGAAGUAUGCUGCUGGAAUCAGUGAGAAAGUAGAUGCUGCUCAAAAACCAGAUUAUGUGUCUGCUGAAGCCAAGUUUUUCCAGAGAGGACCUGGAUCUUUAGACAUUGAAAUCGAAGAGGAGGCAAAUCUAAAACCAUCAGAAAUUGCUCAACUGAAAAAACAGCAGACUCUUGCUAAACGUUAUCCUCCUGAAGUACCCCCAAAACCAAAAGUAAGUAGGCCAGAAGAUGCUGGAAAACCUGCAAAGAAAGUGGAAUUUUACACAGCUGUGACUUCUCCAACUAAAGCCCAGACAUUCCAGGAUACUUUCAAGUUCCUUGCUAAACCUCCAGGAUUUACUUCUGUCAAACCACCAGUACCAGUACAGAAGACAUCUCCUUUAGAGAAGACAGUUUAUUUUCCAGAUGAGAAGUUGUCUGUCACAUCUGUGACAUUAGACACAAAACCACAACCACCAACACCUGUGAUAAAAUCAAAACCACCAACACCUCCUGCAAAGCCAAAGAAACCAACUGAACCAAAGAAGUCAGAAGCCAAACUCCAGUUAACACCGUACAAACCAAACGAUGUGAAAACAGAAAAACCAAAACCAAAACUGUCACCUAAAACGAAGCGAGUGGAACACAAGAAGAAAACUGAACAAAAGGUUACAUUUUCUUCAGAUGAAGGACCCCGAAUCAAAUAUAGAUCAGAAUCGGAUUCAAUCUUCACAGAGUCAGAUUCAGAGGCUCCUAACUGGGCUUAUGUUGGUCCCAAAAUUCGCAAAAAGAAACCCGGAGACAAGCCCAAGAGACUUGUGAUAGACAUUGAGCCACUAAGAUUACAGCCUGAGUUGGUGGACUCUAGGGAACCCGUUCGGGCUCCGGAACACCCUAAACCACAAAUUGUUGAUACAGAUUCAGAGGAGGUCACCCAUUGGGCCCCAGACCACAAUAUUAUACCUCAAGUGGCCUCUGAUAUUGAAAAACGAGAAGAAGCUCUCAGACCAUACAUGUUGUAUACGGCACCAUUGGAUGUUUUAGCCAUGCCAAAGCAAGACAAAAAGGACCUGUACCGUGAAUCUGCUGUGCGUGAAUUCAUCCGCAGAGAGGGACAGGCACCAGCGGAGGAGGAUCUGUACCACAAGGACAAACAACGCCCACCCAAAUUCAGGACACAAAUCAAGAACUUGACCACUCUAAAGGAAAAUGACUCCGCCCACUUUGAGUGUAAACUGAUGCCAUAUGGUGAUCCUACCAUGAAGGUGGAGUGGUACAAGGACAACCAACCACUUCAUCAUGGACACCGAUUCAAGCCGAUGUUUGAGUUUGGCUUUGUGACACUGGACAUCCUGUACACAUACCCAGAAGACUCGGGAGUGUACGAGUGUAGGGCCACCAAUGCUCAUGGAACAGAUGUCACCCAAGCCACCAUCAGAUGUAGAGGACAACAGUCCAUCAUUGCUGAGACACAACUACCAGGAGAGGGGGCGCUGCGGCUACAGGAAAUGGAAGAAAACUGGAGAAGACCUGCCCAACUGGAUGAGAAGGGAUUAGAAGAACCAAAGGUGAAAUAUCCACCCUCUAUUGACAUGAAGCCAGAACCAACAGAGGUUGCUGAAGGAGAACCAGCCAAGUUCAUGGUCAAAGUCAGUGGCUAUCCACGACCCAGGGUCACCUGGUGGGUCAAUGGAACAAUGAUCAUGACUAGUAGCAGAUUUAAGAUCCGUUACGAUGGCAUGAUGAACUACAUGGACAUCCCAAGAGUCAGGGAAUAUGACAGUGGACAAAUUCGAGUUGUGGCCAAAAACUCUGAGGGUGAGGCAGAGGCCAGCACGGUCCUCAAUGUCCUACCCAAGGAAGACUGGCGAUCUCAGCUCAGGCAAGCUCCAAAGGGCGAGCUAGAGAUCGAGCUAGACAGAAAGCGCAAGAUCGAGCUCAAGAAUGUGGAAUUCAAACGUCCAUUUGAGAUUCCCAAAGCUGCUGACUACGAGAUAAAACAAAUUGAAAGAGCACAUGAAACUAGAAUCAAGAUGAAACAGGAGAAAGAACAGUUCAUGAAAGCUGAUUCCAAAUUCCUGGCUCAUCCCAGACAUGACCAGCCUGCUCGAGUAGUCAGGCCAGAUCGGCCGGAGAUCCAGAUGGAGAUCCAGAAAGCUCGAAUGGUUCCAGUCAUUCCAGAACAAGUGAUUCCAGCCGAGGAUAACAAGAUCUCAGAGACACAGAUAAUGUUAGAGAGACGGGAGCCUCCUGUGUUCAUCAAGCCACUCAGACCUCUGAGGGUCACCGAGGGAACACCCAUCACAAUUGAGGUUCAGUUCAAAGGAUACCCCCCACCUAUCAUCUCCUGGUACAGGGAUAAUUUUGAGAUCCAUCCAUCUCAUGAUUUCCAGGCCUAUUUGUUAUUUCCUAACUUUUCUCCCAAGAUCAAUACCACAGAGUCCAUCAGCACACUACACAUCCCAGAAGUUUUCCCUGAGGAUACAGGAAUGUUUAUGGUCAAAGCUUACAACAUGUAUGGCACGGUCCAGUGUAAGGCCAAACUGACCGUUGUGGAGGAGGAGGAGACCACAGAAAGGGUCAACUCUCCAGAGUUCCGCAAUCUGAUCCACGACAUCAAUACCGUUGAGGGAGAACCAGCUACAUUUGACUGUCAGUUGACUGGCCGGCCCAAACCCAAAGUACAGUGGAAGAAGGACGGUAAUUUACUUGAGGAAUCUCCUCGCUGGAAGUUCAUCGAGGAGGAGGACAACUAUACCCUACUGAUCUACGAGGUCCAGCCUGAGGACGCCGGUCUGUACGACUGUGUGGCCCUCAACAAUGUGGGCAAGGCCACCUGUACUGCCAAACUCAACAUCGAAAUCCCUGUGAGGUCACCUGAGCCGAUGGAACCUCCCACGGAGAUCCCAGAUGAGGCCCCAACUGUUGCCACAGAACCACAAAAUCUGAUUGUAGAUGAGGGCGAGCCAGCCACCUUUACAUGCAAAAUCAAAGGAUCACCAGCUCCCAUUGUAAGUUGGUACAGAAACAACCAGCUGAUCAAACCGUCCAAGUACUUCAGAAUGGAGUCCUCACCAGACGGUACACACAGCCUCAGUAUUCUGGAAGCCUUCCCAGAGGACAGCGGCAACUACCGCUGUGUGGCCCGCAACAAGGCAGGAGAAACCACAUGUGGCUCUCUACUCAAAGUUCAAGGAAUGGAGAGUGAUGCUGAAUCGCCUUCCAUUGAGUCUAGGACUCAGCCUCCCAGUUUCAACCAACCCGUCACCAACACCCUGGUGGUGGAGGGAAGCACCGCUCGAUUUGAGGCUAGAUUCUCAGGUGUGCCACCACCAGAGAUCACCUGGUUGAGGAAUGGUCUACAGGUGAUACAGAACUCCAAGAAUUACCAGAUUGAGAAGAAUCCUACGUCCACUGUGUUGACCAUCAAACAAGCCUUCCCCGAGGACAGCGGGCUCAUCACUUGCCGAAUUAAGAACAUUUCUGGCACCACCGAGUGCUCUGCUGAGCUGUAUGUCCAGGACUCGGAGGAAGCGAGACUUUUGGAAGAAAAAUACAUUACAACAAUUAAAACAAAUCCACCAGAGUUUAUCAAAGCUUUAACACCUGUAAAAGACAUGAGACCCGGUGAAGAUGUGCGUCUGGAGGCCCAGAUCUUGGCCUACCCCCCUCCCAGGUACAACUGGUACUUCAGUGGUAAGGAGAUCAUACCCUCCGAUCGACGAACGAUCGAGCAGGAUAAGGACACCCUUGUCUUGAUCAUUAGACAGGCCCAGCCUGAGGAUGAGGGAGAUUACACACUGAAAGUACAGAACGAGAUGGGCGAGAUCACCUGUCGCACAACACUGACCAUUCAAGGGAAAGAGAAAGUGGUAUCCUUGCCUUUCACGGAUACCAGACAACAGACAAUGACAGUCACACAGACGACUACCACCAUUACCAGAGAGGAGCACACUGUGUCCCAGAUGGUCAAACCAAUGUUUACAGAACCUCUAGAACCAGAAAUCUAUGUCAGAGAAAGAGGAAUUGCCAGACUGGAGUGUAAGUUGGAUGCCUACCCACCUCCUCUGGUGACUUGGUUCAUCAAUGGUAUGGAAGUCCAUCCUUCUCCUCACUAUGAGGUCCUUUAUGAAGAUGGUAAAUCUGUACUUCUGAUUAUUGAAGUUGGACCUGAAGAUGUUGGCGAGUACACAUGUAAGGCUGUCUCAGAGCUAGGUGAAACCGUGUCAAGCACCACUCUGUAUGUACAAGAACCGGCCACAGAAGAGAUGCCUCAAGUACCUCAGCGACCUGAAGACACGGCCUAUUUACAGCCUUCUCCUUCAACCUCAGUACAGCCUCCACGCUUCACUGAACCACUGCAGAGCAUUGAAGUUGUGGAUGGCGAGGAGCUGAAUGUACCCUGCAAGGUCGCAGGAAAACCACCUCCUCAAAUUUCCUUCUUCCAUAAUGGCAAAAAUAUUGACCAGGAUGAAGAGUAUGUUAUCUCAUACAAUCCCGACACAGGGGAGAUCACUCUGCUGAUCGUAGAGGUUUUCCCAGAAGAUGAGGGAGAGUAUGUGUGUGUGGCCCACAACCCAGUUGGAGAAGCUAGCACCAGGAUGUAUCUCAGUGUUCUAGAUUCGGGUCCUGCAGAAGAGGAGAUAUACGAAGAGGCUCCAAUGGAUGUAGAUCAAACUGAAGUAAAAUUCAGCAUUCAGCUACCCGAAGAGCAGAUGGAGAUUACAGAAGACGAUCUAGUACCACAGACUAUUGAGAGACCAAAAGUUGUACCAUUACAAAAGGAGGCCCCUAGAUCCCCUUCUCCGGAGGUUGUGUACCAGGCCACUGUUCCAGUUCCCCAAGCUCCUGAAGAAGCAAUGGAAGAAGUCCAGGAGGAGGUUCUGGAACAGGAAGUCAAACCCAAUGUCAUCCAAAGACCCAAACAGAAGCCACUUGUAGAGGAAAAGGCACCAGAGGAAUCACCAGAGAGAGAGGUUAUCACUCUGGUUCCUGAAACCAGAAAACCAGCACCAGAAGAGGCUAAACCUGAGGUGUCGGAAGAAUCAGUUAUACCACAAAUUGUGACAAAGAAAAUUAAAUUACCAGGAGAAAAACCAAUCGAUGAAAGACUUGGUAAACAGGAUUCAGUACCUGGAGAAGAACCACCAAAGAAAAAACCAGACGUGGUGGCUCAAUUUGAAACUGUCCUUGUACCAGAAACCACAGAGGAAGCACCACCAGAAUUUGUUGAGGCGCUUCAACCACAGAUCCUCCCUGAUGGAGAGGAGGUAACCAUGACUUGCCGAGUGGUUGGGAGUCCCAUUCCCGUGGUGAAGUGGUACAAGGAUGGUCAGGAAUUAGUGCCAAGUCCCGACUUUCACAUCUGCUAUGACGAGAACACUGGAGUCUCCACACUAACUAUACCAGAGGUCUUCCCUGAAGAUGCAGGUGAAUACUCCUGCACAGCAGAGAACAUGUUUGGUGAUGCCACAACCUCAGCUAGUCUUGUUGUUGACACCAUGCCAGAUGAGGAGGUUCACAAGAGGACCCAAGUAGACACCAGUGUUUCUGAGACUUUCACACUGACUCAGGAUUUCACUGAUUCAGCUGUGUUAGAGACCCAGGAGCAGUACAAAACUACUCUGGACAUCCCACCUCAAUUCAUGAAACCACUGGAUACUGAAAUCACAGCCAAAGAGGGAGGAAGCACAACACUUGAGGUUGUAGUAGCAGGAGAACCGCAACCAAAGGUCACAUGGUACAAAAACGAGGUACAGAUUCUCCCAGACAACAGAACGCUGAUUGUUCCGGAGAAAAAUGUCACCAAGCUUAUCAUUGAUCACCUUCGUCCUGAGGAUGAGGCUGAAUACAUCUGUGUAGCAGAGAAUGAUAGAGGAGUGGUUACAUGCAAGACUAAGCUCCAUAUUAUUCCAACUAGACGAGUGGAGUUUGAAAUACCGGAAGAUAAACCAGAGAGAGUGAGAGAUACAACUAUACCAAAGUAUGCUGUAUCUGAAGAUGAGACCGCUCCCAGUGCAAGUGAGGAUGAGUUACCAGAGGACAAAAUCAUACCUCCUGAAUUCACAGAGCUUCUCCAACCAGUCACCAUUCGUGAUGGAGAACGUAUUGAACUGACGGUCCGAUUCCGAGGGUUCCCUGCACCACGGAUCCGAUGGUACCACGAAGGCAAAGAGAUCAUGAACAGUGCCGACUUUCAGAUUACUGUUGACUUCAACAAAGGGGAGAGUACUCUUGUAAUUGUAGAAGUGUUCCCCGAAGAUCAAGGUGAAUACACGUGCACAGCCAAGAACAAAUAUGGGGAGACCAUCACCACUUGCCGACUCAAUGUCAUUUCACCGGAAGAAGAAAUCCCCACCAAAGAAUUCACUAGAACACACAUUGAAGUUCAAAAAAUGACCCAACCCAAACCUGUUCAUGAAAUCCAUACGUCUCAAAUGAGAAUUACAGAGCUCACAGAUGAAGAAAUCCCCGAGAUCCCGGAAACCACCAAAUAUAGUGAGAUGAUUGAGGUGGACCAUAAACCAAAGGUCACUGAAUCAUUUGGGAUUAUUCCUAUACAACAGGAGAGACAACCACAAGGCCCAGUCCAAGUGGAAAUCCAGCUUGGAGUUCCUAGAACCAUUCCUCAGACCACCACCUCUGUUCUAACAGAGACCACAACAUACACACAAGUCAUGUCAGAGUUAAAGGAAGAGCCAGAGGUGUUCCCUGAAAUCAAGGAAGGAGACGGAGUGCACAAAACAACUGUCACCAUGAAAAAGGAGGAAGCGUACGGACCGAUGGAGUUUAAAUUAAAAUUACCCGAACAAGAGAAAACAGAAGUAGUAACCAGCACUCACCAACUUGUGACUGAGGAACGUAAAGUCACAGAAUUGAGAGAAUCGCCAGCUGAGAGGCACACAGAGACCAUAGAGAUUGUUCAAGAUCAAGCUCCUCAAGAUGUAGAAUUCCAAGUUGUGUUACCAACAACAGAAACAACAAAAACUGAAACAACAACAGUAGUGGAAAGACGGCAGUCUGUUCAGAAAAUGGAGGUGGAAAUCAAAGAGACUUUCAUGAAACAGAAACCAAAGCAGACAGAAUUUGUCAUUCCUCUCCAAGAACAAUCAGUUGAUGUUACUGAAGUAAGAGAUAUGCCACGACCAACUGAAGAACAGAUAGAGGAAGUUAGACCAACUAUUGAAAAGGUUGACAAAGAGCAAGAGGUCCCAUCUGAAGUUUCAGAACUUGUAGUAGAGGAAACUCCAGUUGCAGAAACUGAAAUGCAUACUACUGAUACAACUGAUGCAUCCUUCACAAUGGUGAUUGGUGAUAUUCAGACUCCAGAGGUUGCCCAACCAGGUGACAGUAAAACAGAAGAAAUGUCUGUAGAUUUCACUCCCCAGGUAAUGGAAGAAACAGAGAUGACAUUCACUUUACAAUCCAGUGCAGUUGUAAGUGAAGAUGUCCCAGAAUCUUCAGCUGAAAAACCUGAGGAAACUCCUGUGUCGGAGACCCAAGCACCAGUAGAUGAAAUUCAUAUAACUGAACGGGACACAAUAGAAAUUGUUAAAGAACCUGAGGAAAGUGAGGGCAUUGAAAUUGAAAUUGACAUCUCUGAUAGACUUCCAGAGGUUACUGAAGUUAAAUCUGUGGAGAAAGUGACAGAAACUGUGACAGAAGAAACCACACUUCAACUGCCAGAAUCUCAUGAAACAUACAAAGAUGAAGUCACUUUUGAUCUGCAAGGAAAACCUUUAGAAGAAAUGCAAAUUGACAUUCAAUUAGAAAAAUCAGAUAGGCAAGUGCCUAUCCAACAAAAGAUAACAGACAUUGAAACUGUUAAAACUACCGAGAAAGAAGCAGUUGUUCUGCCAGAGACAUCUGAAACAGAACUCAAGGAAAUAGUCAUUGAGACUGAAGAAAAGCCACAAGAGGACACAUCUGUUAACAUUCAGUUAGAUGAAAGAACAGUAACUGAGACAACAGAUCAGAAAACAAUGGAGACUGUGGAAUCUGUUGAAGGUUCUUUCACCUUUAAGAUUCCUCAAACAGAAGAAGUACAUAUAGAUAAAGUAACAUAUGAGACAGAAGAGAGGCCUUCCGAGGCUGUAGAAAUGACCUUCCAAAUACCAAGAGAUGAAACUUUGGCUGAAAAAGAAACCACAGUGUACACUGAACAGGUGACCAAAGAGAAACAAGAAAUUGUAGAAGUACCUGAAACAGAGAAAGUUGAGUCAGAAGAGAUUGUGAUUGAUGUUCAUCCUAGACCACCAGAGUCUGUACAAAUGACAGUUCAGUUAGACUCUGAACAAACUGUUCCAGUCACAUCAGAUACAACAUAUACAGAGCAAGUAACACGAACUGUGACUGAGGAAGUGCUUCCAGAGGUGUCCGAUACAUUCACCGAUGAGAUCACUGUGCAAGUUACUCCAGAAAAGCCAACCGAGCCUGCGGAAAUGACUAUACAGUUUGAUACAACUUUAAGUGUACCAGUUCAGGAGGAUACCACUGUUACGGAACAAACUAUGACAAUAACAGAGGAAGCUACAGAAAAACCUGAGAUUUCCCAGACAUAUACAGAUGAAAUAACUGUUCCUAUCACUUCAGAAGUAACUCAAGAAGAACAGAUCAUAAAAACAGUGACAGAAGAAUCUAUGCUUCCAGAGGUGUCAGAUACUUACACAGAUGAGGUCACAUUGCAGGUCACCCAGGACAAACCAGCCGAACCUGUAGAAAUGACUUUUCAAUUUGACACAGCUUUAAGUGCACCAGUUCAAGAGGAUACCACUGUUACGGAACAAACUAUGACAAUAACAGAAGAAGUUACAGAAAAGCCUGAGGUUUCACAGAUCUAUUCAGAUGAACUUUCUUUUGAGAUCAAAGGACAGCCCACAGAAUCUGCAGAAAUGACAAUAAAACUCGAAUCGGAGAAAGAUACACAGAUACAAACAGAAACUGUAGAACUACCGAUCAGUAUUGGAACAUCAAGAGAAGAAUUUACCAUUGCUGUUGAAAAUCAACCAGAUGAAGGAGCUGAAUUUACUUUUCAACUUCAAGAAAGACAGGUUCCAGAAACCAUGCAGACUUUCAUGAUUGACCAACAGGAUGAAAUAGAUACGGGUGAUCAAAGAGCACCCGAUUCUGCUAAACAGGAAGUAGUAACAUAUCAGAUUGGUGAACAACCUUCAGAGGAACUUGAAAUGACCUUCCAGAUUAGUGAGGAUGAACAAUAUGCAACACCAGAUGAUAGUUCAACAACUACUGUAGAGACCAUUAAAGAGUCAUUUACUUUCCAAGUUCCUGAAGCAGAGGGUAUGCAGAUGGAAGAGAUGACAUUCCAGCUGCCUGAACAGUCAGAAGUUGAAGGAAGUGUUAGAGAUGUGGAGACAACCACAACACAAGAAACUGUGUCUGAUUCUUUCACAUUCCAAGUCCCAGAAUCCGAGGAUCAACAGACUGAAGAGACCACUUUCCAGCUGACAGAAGAACCUUUGAAUGAGUUGAAAUCAUUAGAUGAAACAAGCACAACAACAAAAGUUGAACGGAUAAUGGAAUCUUUCACUUUCCAAGUUCCUGAAACAGAAAUUGAGACCACUGAACUUGAAGUGCAGCCAUCGCAGGAUUCUGAAAUGACAAUUCAAAUUCACGCUGAGGACAUUUCUCCAGAAGAUGUUGAAAUGAAAGAAACAACUACUAGCACAACAAAGACUUCCACUGAAGAAAUUUUCUAUGAUGCACCAGAGACACAAAUGGAGGAAAUAACCCUUGAAAUAGAAGGAAAACCUCAAAAAGAAGUUAAGCUGACAUUGAAAAUGCCUGAAAGUGAUAAACAGAUCAUCGUCACGGAAGAGCAAACUACUUUGAAAGAAAGCUUUACAACUAGAGAAAUCUUUGAUGUAGAAAUUCCAGAAGGUCACAGUGCUCCCAUGUUUACUUGGGGCCUGACCUCACUCAAGGUCAUGGAUGGAGAGGAGGCAAAGUUCAGAUGUGAGGUCACUGCAGAACCAAUGCCUGAAAUAUCCUGGUUCCAUGAUGACAAACAGCUAGCAGAAACUCAGGAUUUCAAACUAACUUAUGACAUUGAGAGUGGAUCCUGCACAUUGUUAAUUGUGGAAGUAUUUCCUCAAGAUGCAGGAGAAUAUCGCUGUGAAGCAAUAAACCCCUAUGGCAAAGCAAUCACAAGAGGAUUCUUAGAGGUGGAAGCUUAUGAAUAUGUACCAGACACUGAGGAAGCAUCCGAUUCAGUGAUGUCGUCACUGGACACUGCAUCCCCUAGACCACUGACUGAAUCCGACUCGGAAAUGACAACAUUGCCAAAGGAAAUUUUGGAGGAAAUGAGAAAAAUGCAGGAGAAGAUGGAAAUCGAUAUUGAUGAGGAGGAAGCUGGAGAACUAACUCCUACUGAAACUGAAACUGAGUUUGCUCAACUCGCUGAAACUGAACUAAACCUUCAGAAGCCAGGCAUUAAGGCAUCAGAGUUCAAAUCCCAACCUCUUACAGAAACCACUCUGGAAACAACACCAACAGAAAUUUCAGAUGUUCCAGAACAAAUUGCAUCUCAAACUUAUGUUUCAGAAGAUAAAGCACAACCCGAGACUUCUGCACCUAAAGAAUCCUUAGCUCCACAAUCUGAGUUGUUAGGUGAAAAGACUAGUGUUUCAGAAAUUGUAUCUGAAGCUCCAGAAAAGACAGAUGAGAAAACCAUUGAAAUGGAAGAAGUUCAACCAAAGAAAGAAAUCCUGCUUGUGAGAACUGAUGAACUCAUGGCAAAGGAAGGUAAAAGUGAGGUUUCAGAAAUCGAGGCACCUGAAAGUAAAGAAUCAGUUGUAUCUGAGGUUGAAAUGGAUGUGGAAAAGAUUACAAAAGAAACAACAGAAUCUCAGACUAAACCUAUUUCAAAAGAUCUUACUGAAACAACAGAUGAAGUACCUUCAAUAGUAACAAAACAGACAGAAGAAACUGAAAUUGAAACUCCUCUUGAAAAGUCCUCUAGAGAGUCUGUAGCAACAAAAACAGAUAUUGUUUCUGAAAGGCUAGAAGAAUCUGAGGUGUCAGCUGUUACAGAUGUAAAAAGUGAUCUAGUGGAAUCUUCUGAGGUUCUAGAUGAACUACAAAUCACAGAGUCCAAGACGCCUUUGGAAUCCAAGGUUGAAGUGGAGGCAACAGAAACUGGUCCCAUACUUACUGAUGUUGCUGAAGUUCAACCAGCUGAGACAAAGGUAACAGAAGAAACUGUCUUGGAAAUAAAGAAGCCAGAAGAAGAAAUCCCAGAAAUAAAAGAAGCCCCAACAUCAGAAAUCCCAGAGGAAGCAUCACAAGAAGUGAAACCUGCUGAGACUUCCAAGGAAGAAAUUACAAUCACCGUUACUCCAGUAGAAGGAAAAGAAACACCAAUUUUUGUAACAGCAGCUGAGCAUGAAGCACCAAGAUUCUUACUUCCUUUAACGGACGUUACAGUCAUGGAGAACACUACACUUAGACUUGAAGUGACAUUUACUGGCUCAGCAGAGAUCAUUGUGAAAUGGUACCUAGAUGGAGAGGAGAUUGUGCCAUCAGAGGACAUUGACAUAAUUAUGGAGAGCUACAGAAGUGUGAUGGUCAUCCACCAGGUCUUUCCAGAGGACGAGGGUGAAUACUGGGUAGAAUGCACCAAUAAAGAGGGAAAGGCAAAGUCCACAGCAUACCUCACUGUUCUUCCAUUGAGUGCACCAUCUAGUGCUGUUCCUUCUGAUGAUGAAUCUACCAGGGAAGCACAACAUCAGCCAUCUGAAAUCGAGAAAGAGAUUCCAGCUCCCAAAGAUGAAAAGAAGGUGACAUUUAGAGAGACAGUUGAAGUUUGUGAAACUUACUUGGAUGAAUUUUCCACAACAGAAGAAGAAUCUGCAAUGGAAGAGGUUUCAUCAGAUGAGGAACCUUUCCCAGAGCAAGAAGAUUGGUAUAAAGAAAGCUCUUCAGAAUCAUUUCCAGAGAAAGUAUCUGAAAUACCUGCUCCAAAGGAUGAAGCAGUUAUUGAAGAAAGAGAUGUAAUUGAAAAAGCACCAGAAACUACCAUUGUAUCCAAAACCGUCACAGAAACUGAAGAGACAAAAGUCAAAGAAACAGAAGAUGUUGAUCAAUCUAAACCCGAAGACAAAAAGAUAGGUCCAGAAAAUGUGUUAAUUCAGGAAGAAGAAAUUAAACCUUCUACAGUGAAGACAGAAAAGAGUAUUCAAAUACCAUCAGACACUACCCCAGUGUCUGUAAACAUUGAUGUCCCUGCAAGCAAAGAAAUCACAGAAGUUUCCAAACUAGAAACAAAAGUUGAGGCAGAUGUUGAUGCUGAAAAGAUCAUUGAAGAGGUUGAAGAAGAUACUACUCUACCCAAAAAACAAACUUCAGAAAAGAUUCUGCCUGAAGAGUUAUCCCCUGUAGAGAUUUCUGCACCUGAGGAAGAAACUAUUACAGAAGAAACAGAGACAAUAGAGAUAUUGGCAGACUCAGUAGAUGCUGUUGAUGAAAGGAAGCAAACCACUGAGAAGGAAACACAAGAUAUUCCACAAGAGGAAAGCAAACCUACAGAAACUUUUACUGAAACUAUGGAAAUUUUACCAAAGGAAGAGGAUGCACCAGUUGAAGAAAAGACCACAAAGACCAUCGAAAUCAUGCCUGAAGCCGGUCCGGUAUCUCUGGAUAUUGAUAUUUCUCUGGGGAAAGAAAAAACAGAAAUCACAAAACUGGAAACUACUGUUGUAGAAGAAGUUGUGGAUACUGAAGAAAUCAUUGAAGAUAUUGAAGACCAAGACAGUGAUGUAAAAUCCACAGAAACAUACAAAGAGUCUGUGGAAAUGGUUCCUGAGGGGAAACCUGAUGAAAUGUUGUUAGAGACCACAGAAGAAAAAUCCAAGGAAUCUCCAGUUGAAGAAACCUUGAAAGAAGAUGUAAAGAAGGAAAGGGAAGAUAAAACAUUCACAGAAACAGUUGAAAUACUACCAAAAGAUAUUGAAAAGACAGAAGAACUGAAAACAUCUCCAGAAUUGAGUCCAGUUUCUAUGGAAAUCGAUAUUUCCGACGAAAUUGAUAAGGUGGCAGGAGAGAUUCCUGCAUCGGAGAUUGCUGCACCAACAGAGGAAACAAUAACCAAAGAAAGAGAGACGAUUCAAAAGUCAGAAAUAGUUGCUUCAUUAGAAACCAUUGAUCAACCACUGGAGACAACAGCAAAAGAUCUGGGACAAUCUGAGGAAGAUAAACCCAAAGAAGAGAUUUUUGCUGAAAGUUUAGAAAUUUCACCCAAAAAGGAGGAAUUGCCAACUUCAGAGAAAACAGAAAAAGUCACUCAAAUAUCCCCUGAAGCUGGGCCAGUCUCGUUGGACAUUGAUAUCUCAGUGGACAAAGAAAAAACAGAAAUUAGCAAACUCGAAACAACGGUUGUGGAAGAGGUUGACACUGAAGAGAUCAUAGAAGAGGUUAAAGAACAAGAUGACACUAAAGUAACAGAAACCUACAAACAAUCUGUUACAAUUAAACCUCAUGAAAAAGAAACAUCAGAAAAGAUUCAACCUGAAGAGGUAUCACCUGCAGAGAUUUCUGCACCUGAGGAAGAAACUAUUACAGAAGAAACAGAGACAAUAGAGAUAUUGGCAGACUCAGUAGAUGCUGUUGGUGAAAGGAAGCAAACCACAGAGAAGGAAACACAAGAUAUUCCACAAAAGGAAAGCAAACCUACAGAAACUUUUACUGAAACUAUGGAAAUUUUACCAAAGGAAGAGGAUGCACCAGUUGAAGAAAAGACCACAAAGACCAUCGAAAUCAUGUCUGAAGCCGGUCCGGUAUCUCUGGAUAUUGAUAUUUCUCUGGGGAAAGAAAAAACAGAAAUCACAAAACUGGAAACUACUGUUGUAGAAGAAGUUGUGGAUACUGAAGAAAUCAUUGAAGAUAUUGAAGACCAAGACAGUGAUGUAAAAUCCACAGAAACAUACAAAGAGUCUGUGGAAAUGGUUCCUGAGGGGAAACCUGAAGUAGUGUUAGAAACCACAGAAGAAAAAUUCAAGGAAUCCCCAGUUGAAGAAACCUUGGAAGAAGAUGUAAAGAAGGAAAGGGAAGAUAAAACAUUCACAGAAACAGUUGAAAUACUACCAAAAGAUAUUGAAAAGACAGAAGAACUGAAAACAUCUCCAGAAUUGAGUCCAGUUUCUAUGGAAAUCGAUAUUUCCGACGAAAUUGAUAAGGUGGCAGGAGAGAUUCCUGCAUCGGAGAUUGCUGCACCAACAGAGGAAACAAUAACCAAAGAAAGAGAGACGAUUCAAAAGUCAGAAAUAGUUGCUUCAUUAGAAACCAUUGAUCAACCACUGGAGACAACAGCAAAAGAUCUGGGACAAUCUGAGGAAGAUAAACCCAAAGAAGAGAUUUUUGCUGAAAGUUUAGAAAUUUCACCCAAAAAGGAGGAAUUGCCAACUUCAGAGAAAACAGAAAAAGUCAUUCAAAUAUCCCCUGAAGCUGGGCCAGUCUCGUUGGACAUUGAUAUCUCAGUGGACAAAGAAAAAACAGAAAUUAGCAAACUCGAAACAACGGUUGUGGAAGAGGUUGACACUGAAGAGAUCAUAGAAGAGGUUAAAGAACAAGAUGACACUAAAGUAACAGAAACCUACAAACAAUCUGUUACAAUUAAACCUCAUGAAAAAGAAACAUCAGAAAAGAUUCAACCUGAAGAGGUAUCACCUGCAGAGAUUUCUGCACCUGAGGAAGAAACUAUUACAGAAGAAAGAGAGACAAUAGAGAUAUUGGCAGACUCAGUAGAUGUUGUUGAUGAAAGGAAACAAACCACUGAAAAGGAAACACAAGAUAUUCCAGAAGUGGAAAGCAAACCUACAGAAACGUUUACUGAAACUAUGGAAAUUUUACCAAAGGAAGAGGAUGCACCAGUUGAAGAAAAGACCACAAAGACCAUCGAAAUCAUGCCUGAAGCUGGUCCGGUAUCUCUGGAUAUUGAUAUUUCUCUGGGAAAAGAAAAAACAGAAAUCUCAAAACUGGAAACUACUGUUGUAGAAGAAGUUGUGGAUUCUGAAGAAAUCAUUGAAGAUAUUGAAGACCAAGGCAGUGAUGUAAAAUCCACAGAAACAUACAAAGAAUCUGUGGAAAUUAUUCCUGAGGGGAAACCUGAUGAAGUGUUGUUAGAAACCACAGAAGAAAAAUCCAAGGAAUCCCCAGUUGAAGAAAAGACCACAAAGACCAUCGAAAUAAUACCUGAAGCUGGUCCAGUAUCUCUGGAUAUUGAUAUUUCUCUGGGGAAAGAAAAAACAGAAAUCUCAAAACUGGAAACUACUGUUGUAGAAGAAGUUGUGGAUUCUGAAGAAAUCAUUGAAGAUAUUGAAGACCAAGACAGUGAUGUAAAAUCCACAGAAACAUACAAAGAGUCUGUGGAAAUUAUUCCUCAGGAGAAACCUGAUGAAGUGUUAUUAGAAACCAUAGAAGAAAAAUCCAAGGAAUAUCCAGUUGAAGAAACCUUGGAAGAAGAUGUAAAGCAUGAGAGGGAAGAUAAAACAUUCACAGAAACGGUUGAAAUACUACCAAAAGACAUUGAAAAGACAGAAGAACUGAAAACAUCUAUUGAAUUGAGUCCAGUUUCUCUGGAAAUCAAUGUUUCCGACGAAAUUGAUAAGGUGGCAGGAGAGAUUCCUGCAUCGGAGAUUGCUGCACCAACAGAGGAAACAAUAACCAAAGAAAGAGAGACAAUUCAAAAGUCAGAAAUAGUUGCUUCAUUAGAAACCAUUGAUCAACCACUGGAGACAACAGCAAAAGAUCUGAAACAAUCUGAGGAAGAUAAACCUAAAGAAGAGACUUUUGCUGAAAGUUUAGAAAUUUCACCCAAAAAGGAGGAAUUGCCAACUUCAGAGAAAACAGAAAAAGUCAUUCAAAUAUCCCCUGAAGCUGGGCCAGUCUCGUUGGACAUUGAUAUCUCAGUGGACAAAGAAAAAACAGAAAUUAGCAAACUCGAAACAACGGUUGUGGAAGAGGUUGACACUGAAGAGAUCAUAGAAGAGGUUAAAGAACAAGAUGACACUAAAGUAACAGAAACCUACAAACAAUCUGUUACAAUUAAACCUCAUGAAAAAGAAACAUCAGAAAAGAUUCAACCUGAAGAGGUAUCACCUGCAGAGAUUUCUGCACCUGAGGAAGAAACUAUUACAGAAGAAAGAGAGACAAUAGAGAUAUUGGCAGACUCAGUAGAUGUUGUUGAUGAAAGGAAACAAACCACUGAAAAGGAAACACAAGAUAUUCCAGAAGUGGAAAGCAAACCUACAGAAACGUUUACUGAAACUAUGGAAAUUUUACCAAAGGAAGAGGAUGCACCAGUUGAAGAAAAGACCACAAAGACCAUCGAAAUCAUGCCUGAAGCUGGUCCGGUAUCUCUGGAUAUUGAUAUUUCUCUGGGAAAAGAAAAAACAGAAAUCUCAAAACUGGAAACUACUGUUGUAGAAGAAGUUGUGGAUACUGAAGAAAUCAUUGAAGAUAUUGAAGACCAAGACAGUGAUGUAAAAUCCACAGAAACAUACAAAGAGUCUGUGGAAAUUAUUCCUGAGGGGAAACCUGAUGAAGUGUUGUUAGAAACCACAGAAGAAAAAUCCAAGGAAUCCCCAGUUGAAGAAAAGACCACAAAGACCAUCGAAAUAAUACCUGAAGCUGGUCCAGUAUCUCUGGAUAUUGAUAUUUCUCUGGGGAAAGAAAAAACAGAAAUCUCAAAACUGGAAACUACUGUUGUAGAAGAAGUUGUGGAUUCUGAAGAAAUCAUUGAAGAUAUUGAAGACCAAGACAGUGAUGUAAAAUCCACAGAAACAUACAAAGAGUCUGUGGAAAUUAUUCCUCAGGAGAAACCUGAUGAAGUGUUAUUAGAAACCACAGAAGAAAAAUCCAAGGAAUAUCCAGUUGAAGAAACCUUGGAAGAAGAUGUAAAGCAUGAGAGGGAAGAUAAAACAUUCACAGAAACAGUUGAAAUACUACCAAAAGACAUUGAAAAGACAGAAGAACUGAAAACAUCUAUUGAAUUGAGUCCAGUUUCUCUGGAAAUCAAUGUUUCCGACGAAAUUGAUAAGGUGGCAGAAGAGAUUCCUGCAUCGGAGAUUGCUGCACCAACAGAGGAAACAAUAACCAAAGAAAGAGAGACGAUUCAAAAGUCAGAAAUAGUUGCUUCAUUAGAAACCAUUGAUCAACCACUGGAGACAACAGCAAAAGAUCUGAAACAAUCUGAGGAAGAUAAACCUAAAGAAGAGACUUUUGCUGAAAGUUUAGAAAUUUCACCCAAAAAGGAGGAAUUGCCAACUUCAGAGAAAACAGAAAAGGUCAUUCAAAUAUCCCCUGAAGCUGGGCCAGUCUCGUUGGACAUUGAUAUCUCAGUGGACAAAGAAAAAACAGAAAUUAGCAAACUCGAAACAACGGUUGUGGAAGAGGUUGACACUGAAGAGAUCAUAGAAGAGGUUGAAGAACAAGAAGAUACAAAAGUAACAGAAACCUACAAACAAUCUGUUACAAUUAAACCUCAUGAAAAAGAAACAUCAGAAAAGAUUCAGCCUGAAGAGGUAUCCCCUGUAGAGAUUUCUGCACCUGAGGAAGAAACUAUUAUAGAAGAAAAAGAGACAAUAGAGAUAAUGGCAGAGGUAAUGAGCUUAGAAGAUUCCGUUGAUGGAAGGAAACAAACUAGAGAGGAAACACAAGAUAUUCCAGAAGUGGAAAGCAAACCUACAGAAACUUUUACUGAAAUUAUGGAAAUUUUACCAAAGGAAGAGGAUGCACCAGCUGAAGAAAAGACCACAAAAACUAUCGAAAUAAUGCCUGAAGCUGGUCCAGUUUCUCUGGAUAUUGAUAUUUCUCUGGGGAAAGAAAAAACAGAAAUCUCAAAACUGAAAACUACUGUUGUAGAAGAAGUUACUGAAGAUGUAGUCCAAUGUCAGGAAGUAGUAGAGGAUAAAGUGGAUGUUCCACUAGAGCAUUUAACAUCUACUGAAAGUGCCCAGGUGUCAUUGCAGGUCACUCCCCAAAAAGGAACACCAUCUGUUGUAACAGAAUUAGAACAUGCUAAACAAAGUGGUGAAGAGAAACCAGAUAUUAUAGAAGAGCAAAAACCAUAUACACCAGAUCAAACAGUAAUAAGCUGUACACAGCUAUCAAGUGACAUCAAAGUGCAGGAGUCAGAGACGAUGGUAUUGGAGACGGAAACACCGCAUAUAGAAAUAACAGAUGCAGAAAAAGAAAUCGAAGCUCCGCAAAAGGAAGAAUUAGUUGAAAAAAGAGAGCAAAUAGAAGUGACCGAUACUUAUGGACAGAAGGAGAUUAUAGCCGAAAUACCUGCACCACAGAAAGAAUCAAUAACAGAAGAAGAAAUAGUAGAAAAAUUGCCAGAAAAAGCUACAACAUCCACUGAAAUCUCAAAAACUGAUGUUCAGCAUCCUGACGAAGCUACAGAUGAUGUUGCAGAGAUAUCACAAGAAGUGACUGAACAACCACAUAUCCAAAUGAUUCAUGACAAUUCAGAAAGAGUUUCAACUGCUGAUAAAGCGGCUACAAUAGUAAAUGAAAGCUUACCACAGACAGAGGGAGAAAUAAAGGAGAUUAAGUUGGAUAUAGAAGUAGAGGCUCCAAAAGAAGAAAUAACAAUUGAAACACGGGCAACUAUUGCUGUGAGUGAAAAAAAGAAGACAUGUGCAACCGUGGACAUCCCAGAGCAAUUGACUAUGUUGUCAGAGGAGGUUAAACAAGACCAAAGGGAACAUGUUGAAGUAUCCAUUGAUAAGGAAAUGUCACUCAAGAAAAUUAGUGUAAAAUCAACACCUGCAGAGAGUGAUGUGCAGUUUGUGUCUGAGGAAGAGACCAAAGAACUGUUACAAGCAUCUCAUGAAAAACCUACAAUUUUACCAGAAGGAGAGUCAACUGCCUCUACCCUCACACAGGACAGUGAGGAAUCACUUGCACCUGAGAGCUUUGUAGAGAAACCUUUGGAUGAACAAGUGGAAAAAGUGAGAGAACAAGUUCAAGAUGUAAUCAAAGAAGAUAAAGCUUCAAUACCAGUUGAUAGUGCUUUUGUGGUAGAUGUUAAAGAGAGUCUCUCUCUGCCAAGUGAUGAGCAAUUAGCUGAGCUUCGCACAAAGGAUAUUCCCAGUACUACCCUUGAAGAAACUACUUCUGAAGUCAUUCCAGAAAUUGAAACAAGGCCAUCAUUGAAGAAACCAGAAAUGGAUGUAGCAGAACUUGUUAUAAAAAGUAGGGAGGAAACAAUCGAGAAAGAGUCAUGGGAAGUAGAAGAGGAGAGAAUUGAAGACGUUAUGGAGACCAAACCAGAAGAUAGGACAUCUAUAUCUGUUUCAUCCACUUCUCAGAUAAUUGAAUCAAAAAUGGAUGAUGUUGAUAAAGUUGAUUUACUUGAUAGUGUAACCAUCCAUGCAUUUGCUGAAAAUUUUUCAAAAGAUGUAAUCAAGACUGUGUUGAUGCAAGAAAGCGAAAUUUCAAAGGUCACGCCAGAGGAAUCUCAGCAAGAUUUAAGAGAAUCUGAUGUACAAGAACCAAAGGCAACUGAAGUUACUGGAAGCAGUUUGGAAACUAAAGAACACUCGGACGUGUUGCCAGAAUAUAAAGAGGAGACAACAACAUCAUCAACAAUUCAGGAAACUGUUGAGGCUCCUCUCCUGGAAAAAACUGUUACAUUUGACUCUGUUCAGGAGACAGAGAUGAAAGAUAAAGUUGAAAUUGAUGAACAAGUAUCAGAAAUUGAUGUAGUCAAUGCAGUAACUGAAGAUAAGAAAGAGACUGUAGUUUCUCCAAAUGAAAGUGAUGACAUUAUUUCAGAGGCCGAUAUUUUAACUGAAAAACUCGAAGAAAAAGCAAAGCUUGAAGUGACAGAAAAAGAUAUUCAAAUAGCCGUGGAUGAAACUGUCAUUUCAUGUGAUACUGUUGAAGAAAAGGAAGAGAAGAAAGAUACCGUCAGUGUAACUGAACUAGAAGACAUAGUGGAAAAGAGUUUGGUAAAAACACAGAAAGAAUUUGAAGUUCAGGCAUCAGAAAGUAUUCCACAACUUUCCGACUCAACAGACAUUGAUAUAAAAACAUCUAUCGCAGAUAUUGAAACAGUUGAACAAAGCCUUGAAACGGCAAUAUCAGAAGAGAGUACUCUUUUUGACACAUUGGAAAAAACACCAGAUGAACAGGAAUCAUUGACUGUUGGAGAAACAAUUGUUGCUUCUACCAAAGAUGAAUGUAGUGAGAGUGCCAGCGAAAAAACCCAGGUUGUUCCAGUUGAAGAGUCAGCAAAUGUAAUUGAAGUAGAAGAUCUUGGUGAUAAAAUUUUAUCUCAGGCUGCUCUUGAUCAAACUAAACCAAGUUUGAAAAUGCCUGUUACAGAAAUGAGUGUUCCUUUUGAUUCUUUAAAUGUUAUUGGACCGGAUGAUAAAGCACUUCCUGCAGAAGAAACAACUGAGACGGAAGUGAAAGGAGAAAUUGUUGAAGAUGAGGAGAAAGAAUUCCAAUCCAGUCCUUUGAAAGAAACACAAGAACUUCAAGAAAUCGAAGUGGUUGAUGAAAAAACUGAGAUAAAAGCAGAUACUGAUACAGUUAAACCAAGUCUUACAUCAGCAGUUUCUGAAAUCAGUGCACAGUUUGAUUCAUAUGAGCAGACGAAAGAUACAGACAAAUCAUCAACUGCUGAUGAAACAACUGUAGAGAAAUUGAAGGAGAAAACAUAUGAUGUUAACAAAGAGGAGUCGAUGGUAGAUACCACUCAAGACACUACCGACUUGAAAUUAUCUGAGGAUUUGGAGGUAGAGACAACCUCAACGGCAAAUACUGACAUUGUAAAACCUAGCAUAGAGAGACCAGUUGCACAAGUAAGCAUACCUUGUGACACAGUGGAUGAAGUUUCAGAAGACCAAGCAACUUUAGCUAAAGAAACGUCUGAAGAAGAAAUAACAGAAACAUCAUCCGAGACUGCUGAAAUUGAGACCAAAGCUACAACAUCAGAAGAAUUAAAUGUCCUUGAAGAAUCAAGGGAUAUCAUCGAAAAAGAUUUACUGUCAGCACAAAGUGAAACAGUAAAAUUGGAAUCAACAGUCGCAGAAAUCAGUAUACCAGGUGACAUUGCUGAAGAAACUGUAGACCUACAACAACCAUUUACUGCUGAUGCAAAAUCAUAUUCAUCCAUAGAGGAUACACUCUCAUCAACUGCAACUGUAGAUGUUGGAAAGCCAAGUUUGGAAACCUCAGUGUCUGAAAUUAGUAUCCCAACUGAAACCACAAGGGAAAGUGAAGACAAGGAAAAAUCACUUGUUGCAAAGGAAUUGUUUGAGGAAAGUGUCAUGGAAAAGCCAUCUGAAGAGGAAGAGAAAGCCACCAAAGUUACUCCAUCAGAAGAGUUAGCUGUUUUCAAAGAUGUUAUAGCAAUUGAUGAAAAGAUGCCUGCCACAGCUGACACUGAAACUUCAGAGACACCACUCAAAGCUGCAGAAAAGGAAAUGGAUUCUUCUUUUGACACAUUGGAGAUGAAAGCAGGGGAAAUGCCAGUUAUGGCAGUUGAAACAAACCGGGAAGCAGCAAUACAAGAAGAAAUUACAGAUUAUGAUAAACAAGAAAGCCUUGUUGUUCCAAGGAAGGAAUCUACUGAAAUUCAAGAAUCACAAGUCAUUGCAGAAAAAACUGUCAUGGAGUCAAAGGAGGAGAUUGUUGAAGCGCCCACUGAAACAGCAAUUGCUCAAGUUACUGUUCCAUUCGAAACAGUUGAUGAAGUAAAAAUGGAACAAGUAUUGGCAACAUCUGAAGAGAAAAUAGAAAAACAAACAAAAGAAAAAUCUUCUCAAGAAACUAAGGAGGAAUGUGAAGUAGUUCCAACAGAAGAAUGUGUGGAAGAAACAGUUCUUGAUAUAGAGGAAAAGACUGUAUCUGUAGCAUCAACAGAUAUAGAAAAACCAAGUACACAAUCUCCAUCCACAGAAAUCUUUGUACCAUGUGACACAACAGAUAAAGUUGAUCUGGAAGAAACACCAGAUAUUGCUGAAGAGACUAAAGAGGAAGCAGUCACAAUGUAUACCAAAGAAAAAGAGGAGAAAGAAUCACAAGUUUUCGUCAAAAAAGAAUUUGUAGACCUUAAGGAGUCUGAAAAGAUUGCUGAAGAACCUAUUUCUCAGGCAGAAUUGCUUAUGACUUCUCCAAGCAUUGAGGUACCUCUCAAGGAAGAUGUCUCACAUGAAACAUUAGAAAUGAUACAAGAAAAGGAACAACCUCAUACAGCCAAUGAAGAAAUGGUGAAAAAAGUUGAUGAAAAAGUAACAGAAUUGGUAACACAAGAAUCUCAAGUUACUCCAACAAAAGAUUCUCUACAGUUGGAAGAUAGUACACCUGUUCAAGAUGAAAAACCUGUCUUAGAAUCAUCUGCUGAGACAGUAGAAUCUAGUCUACAUACAGCUGUCACUGAGGAAAAUGUACCCUGUGACUCAGUAGAGAUUAAAGAAAAGGAAAAACCACUUACAGCAACAGAGGAGGAAAUCAAGGAGAUUAAAGAAAAUGUCAUCAAGGACAUGGAGGAAGAAACUCAAGUUACUUCUACAGAAGAGUCAAUGUCUCUUCAAGACUCUGAGUCCAUUACUGAAAACUUCACAACUAAGGCAGUCAUUGAUACAGAAAAACCCAGUCAGGAAACACCUGUUUCAGAAGUUACUGUUCCAUGUGAUACUGUUAAUGAUAUCACAGAUAAACAAGAAAUUAUUAAAACCCAGGAAACCAGUGAAGAAGAACAAGUAGUCAUACCUACCAAAGAAACCAUGAAAGAAUCCAUGGUGAUUCCCUCGGAGGAACUUGUUGAAGAAAAAGAUUCAGAUACAAUAAGUGAAAAACUCACAACUGAGGCGAAUAUUGACACAGAGAAGCCCAGACUUGAAACAGCUGUGACUGAAGUCAGUGUUCCUUUUGACACUUUAGAAACUGCUGAAGAUGACAAGGAAGAACUAAGUAUUCUCGAACAAACAGAAAAAGAAGUUUUAGACCAUGUAGCUGCAAAGAAAGAAGAGGAAUCUUAUGUAGCUCCUUUGGAAGAAAUUGUUGAGACCAAGGAUUCUGGUUUAGUAGAUGAAGUAAUAUGCACAGAUACAGUAGCUGUCAAAGAAGACAGGGAAGUAGAUGCUCUAACAGAAACACCAUUGUCUAAGGAAUCAGAAACAAGCAAGGUACCCACACAUGAAGAAAUUGUUUCAGAGAAUGUCACAACCCCAUUGGAGGAGUACAGUAAUGAAGAAGUAAUUGAAAAACAGGAACAAGAAACAAAGGAGAAGACUGAAGUGAAACCUCAAGUUCUGUCAGAGUCUGCUGUUGAAGAGGAUGUUAUAUCUGAUGAAAUACUAGAGAAAACAGAUAUGAAUGAAAUAAAGAAACUUGCAGAAAAUUUUGUUGAGCAGAUUUUCCUUGAUGCUGUCAAAGAGUUAAAUCAACCAACAAAAGUUACUGAAGGAACCCUUCAAGAGAUACCACAUGAUUUAGAGGAGACGGCAUCAGAAGUGGUAGCACUUGGAACAGAAGUGACAGAAGAGGACAAGACUAUUGAGAGUACACAGCUGCAACUUGCUGAAAAAGAAGAAAUUUUAGAGCAAGAAGUCCCAGAUGAAGUAGGAACAACCAGAGUAGAAGUUGUAAAUGAAGAGGCAAUAAAAGAAUCUCCUGAAACUGAUGAAAAGGAACAAGAAGUAUCUGAUAUAUUGUUGGAGGUUGAUACCUUAAAAAAGAAAUAUGUUGUAACAGUUGAAGUUCCAUCACCUAGAUUCAUCAGUAUGCUGGAAGAUAUCACUAUCAAAGAAAGCUCUACAUUGUCUCUACGAGUUGAUUUUGAGCAAACAUCAGACGUAACAGUUAUGUGGUUCUUGGAUGGAGCACCAAUCACGAGUUCAGAGGAAAUCACAAUAACCGUGGAAAACAAUUCCACAACAUUGACGAUACAGGAUGUUCUGCCAGAAGAUGAGGGAGAGUACAAGGUGGUUAUAGAGAACUCAGCCGGUACAUCUCAGACUUCCUGCUACAUCACAGUGCUUUCCGUAGAUGAGGAAAAACAAAAGCAAAAACCCAAACCUAAAGUAAGCGAAACAACUGCUAAACCUGACGAAGUCAGCCAAGUCUCCAUCGAAGUUCAAGAGCAGCCUGAAGGUGUUGCACUUGAAAUGGACAUCUCUGAAAUUUCAGAGACCAGUGCAGUUGAAGUUUUGCUGAAAAAGGAAGAGAUAGUCAGUUCUGACAAAUCAGCCAUUGAAAUCACAUUAGGCAGUACCCAGAAACCUGAAGUGGAAACAUUACCAACAGAAGAGACCCCAGCUGUAGAAACAGCUGAACUAGACAUCACAGAGAAAGACAAGGGGGUGGCUGAAGCUCCCCGUUUCACAAAGACCCUCCAUCGACAGUUUGAAGUUAAUGAGGGAUUGUCGAUAACACUUGAAUGUGAAAUUUCUGGAAAGGAGACACCUAUUGUUACAUGGUACCAGGAUGAAGAGCCGAUCACUCCUGACGAGCACUUUGUUACCGAGUUUGAACACGGUAUAUGCCGCCUGACGAUUCACAAUGUGUACCUGGAGGAUGAAGCUGAGUACAAGUGUGAGGCCGUAACUAGUCAGGGUGUCCUUAGUACAGUGACAGAACUUUUCGUGGAAAAAGAGCUUCCCAAAAGCGAAGAGGAAGCCCAGUCCUUGCCCGAGGUCAAGGACACACUUGAUAGAUUGGAGGGUCAAGAUGUUGAGGCCACUGAAAAAGUGGCCCCUGAAAAAUCUGAAAUUACACCAGUUGAAUCCACAAGAAGUGACGACGUCACUUCUGAGACGGAGGAAGUUUCUUUCGAGAUUGUGACUGCGGAGUCCACUCAGAUUACUCCGCUGGAAAUCACAGUUCAGACUGAGUCAGCUCAUCCUGAAAAGACAGAAGUCCCUCUCAAGGCAGCAGUUCCAGAGGUCUCUGAGGUCAUCACCAAGGAGACUGAGGAGUUGAUCAGUGAGGAUACGGAUGAGGACAGAUCUAGAGAGGAAGUUGUUACAAAGGAACUGCUCAAGCCAGAGGAGGAACUAACUGUAUCACAGAUUGUUCCUGAAAGGGAAGUGGAUGAAAGUUUUGAUGAAAAGGAUGAAGCUGCACCUGAGAUCCCCAAAGGGGAAGCACCAGUUUUUACUACAAAUCUGGAAAAAUUGGUUGUACUGGAAGGAAAGCCUGUCCAGUUCCGAUGUGUUGUCACUGGAAUCCCAAGACCAGACAUUGUGUGGUUAUUGGAUGAUGCAGUGAUAGAAGACUCCACUACAUACCAGACCGAGUACACAUCGGAUGGAACUUGUACUUUGACUAUUGACAAGACCGUUAAAGAAGAUGAAGGCGAAUACGUUUGCCAGGCCACAAAUCAGGAGGGUACUGCGUCAACUAUGACUGAGCUUACUCUAACAGAUGAAACUACCUACAAACCAGAGGACAUCACAGCAGACUUCCAAGUUCUCCUACAAGAAGAAGUUCAAGAAAAACAUGUUGAACACAUUGAUACUGAGUUUACCUUGAAAGAUACAUUAUCUGAGAAAGAAAAACAAUAUGAAGAGGAGAAGGAAUCAACUUCAGAUGAAGACAAAAUACAGUCUCCAACUCCUUUUGUUGUGGAAGAAAAAGUAGAGAAACAAGCACCAGUGGUAAUCUCCCCUUUGAAGAGCCUCCAUUCCUCCGACGGAGAAGAGGCCCGUCUGGAAUGUCAGAUCACUGGAUCACCCAAACCAACUGUCACCUGGUACAAAGAAGGCCAGGUCAUCGUUAAUUCUGAGGAGUUUAAAAUAUUCUAUGAUGAAAACAAUCUGUGUUCUCUCUUCAUAUCUGAUGUCUAUCCUGAGGAUGCUGGGAAAUAUUCUUUGGUGGCUCAGAAUGAACUUGGCACUGCUGAAACAACAGCUGAGCUCUUUGUGGCAGCACCAGAUGAAAUUUUGGAGGAUGACUCUAUUGCCCCAGCUUUCACACAAAAACCGAAAUUCCAGACUGCCUCCAUCAGUGAAACUGUGACCUUUGAGGCUACUGUUGUAGCUAACCCACAACCAGAAAUUCGGUGGUCCAGGGAAAACACUGAAUUAGUUCCAACUGACAAAGUGAAAGUGACAAUCGAUCAGAAUGGCAACAUCUAUCACACCACGCUGACUCUGUCAGAGGUAGACGCAGAAGACGCGGGGACAUUCAAAGUUCUGGCCACAAAUGACCAGGGUGAAGCCAGCAUCUCAGUCUCUCUGCUUGUCAAAAAACCAGAGGGACCACAAAGGGUUGACUUCAGAGACUCAUUAACAACAGAAGUGCAGACUAAGGUGGGCAUUAAAUAUCAGGCAGAACAGAUGGACUUCAGAACGCUAUUAAAAUCCACUUCAGUCAAGUCCAAGAAAUUCUCACAGGAAGUUACAGAAGAAACUACCCAAGAAAUUGUAGAAACUGAACAAGUGGACUUCCGGGAAGUGUUGAAAAAGACUGUCACUUCACCACAAUUUGUUGUCAUUAUUGAGGACCUCAAAACUGAGGAAGGCUCUGAGGCAAAAUUCAUGGUCAAGGUUCGAGGUGAACCAACUCCAGAGGUCAUGUGGUUCCAUGAGAACGAACCAAUCAAAGACGAUGACAUCUACAAGAUCAUGGCUGGUGAGGAGGGUGAAGUAGUCCUGUAUCUGCCUGAGGUGUUCAUAGAGGAUGCCGGUGUAUACACGGUGAAAGCUGUCAAUGAGGCCGGCGAAGUCUCCUGCUCAGCAAUCCUCACAGUUCUUCAAGAGGAGCUGGAAGAUACAGAAGACAUCAAGGAGACACCUAAAGCAGAGUCAAUCGAGGAAACACCUGCGAAACCGUUCACAAUGCCAGAUGCUGAACAACUGGACUUCAGAGCUGUACUCAAAAGCAAAGUCAAGACCAAAUCGAACGAGAGCUUUGAAACUGAACAGCUGGAUUUUAGAAGUGCGCUUAAAACUAAAGUGAAAACAAAGGCAAACCAAGAAUUUGAGUCAAAACAACUCGACUUCCGAGGUGCUCUCAAAUCAGAGCAUGUACAAACCAAAGUGAACCAACAGUUUGCGCAUGAACAGUUGGACUUCCGAGAUGCUAUCAAAGCUCGCCAUGUGGAAACUAAAGUCAACCAGCAGUUCCGGCAUGAACAGUUAGAUUUUAGAGAAGUCUUAAAAACAGAGACUGUUGAGACCACAUUUAAUCAACAAUUUCCUCAUGAGCAGCUGGAUUUCAGAUCAGUACUCAAAGCCGACCGUGAAUCCAGUGAAGAAAUCACCCAAGAAGAGACUGUCAUUGAGGUUUCCAAGAAACCAGAGGAGGAGGUACCUCAGGUGUCCCAGAUAGAGGAAGUAGAACUGGUGGCUCCUAAAUUUAUCACCAGAAUUGACGACAUCAAAGUGGAAGAAGGAGAAGAGGUCAAGUUUAUUGCCAAGGUCACAGGCACACCCACUCCUGAGGUCACAUGGCACCAUGACAAUGAGGUCAUCAAAGAAGACAGUGAUAUAUACAAAGUGUUGCCAGGAGAGGAAGGGGAGGUCACUCUAUUGCUUACAGAGGCCUUUCCUGAGGAUUCGGGUGUUUACACUGUCACUGCCUCAAAUGCCGUCGGACGGGCGGAAUGUACAGCCAUGCUGACUGUCUCUGAAUUAAUUGAAGAUGAAGAACAGGUUCCAGAAGAACAAGUUGAGUUGAUUGAAAGCAAAGAAAUUAUUAAAGAGGAGGCAGCUGUCAAAAUACAGGCAAUGUUCCGAGGAUACAAGGCCAGAGAGGAGGUAAAGGACAUGAAAGAGACCAAGGAACAGCAGGAAGUUCCCACAUUUGAAGCUGAUACGACCUUUGACAUUAGUGACAUCAGCACUGACACAGAGAUUACAGCUCAUCUUCCUAGAGAAGACCAAUCACAGGAUACACAGCAGCAUUUGCAUGCACACAGCAGCAAUGACUACGAUGUAGGCACUAAAGUCUAUACCUGGAGGCUAGAGAGCACACCUCAAGACAGCUUUCCUCAAUAUGACACUUAUUUGUUCAAGGAGGAACUUAUUGUUACUGGCUCAGAGAGUGAGGAUCAAGGAUAUCUUCCAUCUGAUGAGGAAGGUGAAAGGACCAAGACUGCAGAGGAUGAAACUUCCACCUGGCAUAUAACAGGGGAAGAAGAAGAACCUCCUGCACUGCCUUCCACAUCUGCUCCGGAGCUUACAACAGACUCCACUCUGCUCUCCAGCAGACCCGAUAGGACAUCAGAGGACUUCACAUCCAUACCAAGCUCCACUAUACCCGAGGGCACAGAUGAAGCAUUCACUUUUGUAACAGCAGAAGAUCUUCCAGAAAAACCUGUUGAGGAAGAGUUUACCAUUCUCAGCAAGGAGGAUAUUCCACCUCUAGAUCUUCAACUGGGAAUUUCAUCUUCUGAUGAAAAAGAGGGAUCUGAAAAAUCCUACCCUGAGGACUUCACUAGUUCUGAUGAGGAUGACAGCUCAGCUGAAAAACGUCUAGCAACUGAGGAAGAAAAGAAAUUACUUGCCAAGCAAGAUGGAAUAGAAAAAGACAAAAUUCCUCAAGAGAAACAAGACACAGGCGAAAGAUCAGAGGAGUCUUCAACUUCAGAAGAGUCUGAAGGAGAAGAUGGCUUUGUGAAACCUUCAAUGCCAGACAUUGUUCCCAAAGAUUCCAACAUUCUUGACAGGAGUUUUUCAAGUGAAUCUGAUGAAGAAGAGAAAGAACAAAUAAAAGUUAAAGGUGUUCCAUUACCUGAUGGUUACAAAAUGCCAAAAGCAUCUUCACAGAAGGAAAUUUCAGUGCCUGAAAAAGAACUUGAACAGCAUCUCAUUGAGGAGGAAAUUGUUGUUCCAUCAGAGGACAAACCAGAUUUUGCAGGUCAAGUGAUAUCAGAAAAAGACACCAUUCUUCAAUUGGAUAAGAAUAUCAAGGACAAAUUUGAGGGUUUCAUUGAGGAAGGAAAAGAUCAUGGACCAACAUCUAUGGUGGACAAGGUCAGUCUUUGGGAUGAGGAAAGUGAGGAUGAAGAAAGAAAACUUGUCCGAAAAUUCUCUCCAUUUGAAAAGUCAAUGGAUGAGCAACCUGUGAGUGAUAUCAUCAUUGAGGAAAAUGAGGAAGAUGCAAUUAAACCUGAUUUCAAACAGCAGGUUUCAUUAGAGGAGAGUCAACCACCAGAGGCUGGGUUAAUCACCCAAAAAGAUUUGAAGGAAGGUGGUAAAGAAGGAAAUAAGGAGUUGGUGGAUCUAUCUUUUGACAAGCUGUUGCAAUCACCCACAGAAAUGUCAGAAGAAAGAGAAAUUGAGGAAGAAUUUGAACAGCCUGAGUUGUAUCAAAAGGACAGCUUUGCUCCAGAAUUUGAAGUCAAACCGAAGGACAUUUUCCAUGCUGAACAGUAUGAUCUGUUUAGAGGUGUGCCAGAAAGAGAUGAAGAUUAUGAGGAAGUUAGCAUUGAGGAGGAAGAAAUCAUUGAGGAGGAAGAGGUUCACGAUGAAUUCAUGGGUAGAGAAUACAUACUAGAGAAUAUUCCAGAAGAGGAGUCAUUUGAAACUUCAGAGAAUGAGGGAUAUACAGGAGAGGACCAACAGCUGAGCCCUGAGGAAACACGAACGAAACCAAGCAAAGAUCAAACUUCUGAGGAUGUGGAGGCUGCACUGACCCUGACGGAGGAUGAGGAGCCCACCUUCUUGCGAGAACUCUCUGACCAGGAAGUGACCGAGGAAGACACAGUGACCUUCAUUAUACAAGUCAGCGGCACUCCAUUCCCAGAAAUCACUUGGUACAAGGAUGGAGUUGAAAUUAAAUCAGAUGACCAUUUCAAUACUGAAGUUCGAGGAAACUUUGCCUCUCUCAUUAUCAAAGAUGUCAUCAUUGACGAUGAUGCAGAAUAUGCUGUAAAGGCCAGCAACAAAGCAGGCUCAAAGACCAGUAAAGGAGAACUCUUUGUCAAUCCCUCUGGUGAGGCACCAUCCAUCCUCUCGAGAAUUGAAGACAUUGAGGUGGAACCAAGUGCUCCGAUUGUCCUUGAAUGUCAGGUCAAAGGUCAUCCAAAGCCAAAGGUCACCUGGUUGAAAGAUGGAGAAGAAAUAUCAGGUCCACAGUAUAGGGUCGACUACGUGGAUGACAUUGUGUCGUUGGAGAUUGCAGCGGCUGAAAUAGAGGAUGAGGGGGAAUACACUCUCAGUCUCACCAACGAGAAAGGUGUGGCUUCCUGCUCCUCAAUGGUCAUGAUACAACUCGACAAGCCGGUGAUCACCCACCCACUGUCAGACGUGACAGUGUCUGCUGCAGAUACAGCCAGGCUGCAAUGUGAAAUCAUUGGUCGACCAACACCUGACGUAGUGUGGCUGGCCAAUCAGUCGGUCAUCGAGGAAAGCCCCAAAUACCGCAUGAGUUAUGACGGAACUACCGCAGUGUUGGAAAUUCACGACACCGGAUUUAAUGACGCUGAAGUGACAUAUACGUGCAGAGCUCAAAACCAUGCUGGGACAUGUGAUACUACGGCUCAUGUCGAAUUACAAGUACCACCAAGCAUCCUCAGCUUCCCUGAGAAGAUCACGAUACUAGAGGGAGAGGAGGUGUCCAUCGUUUGUAAGAUAGAGGGAGUGCCCUCCCCCAAACUCUCCUGGACUGUCGAGGACAAGGAGCUCAUCCCAGAUCAACACCACCUGUUGGAGGUCAUCGAUGACACAGUGGUCCUCAAAAUCCCACAAUGCACUGCUGAUGAUGAGGCCAUCUAUGUUCUGAAGGUCGAAAACCCAGCAGGCAGCGAUACAGUGGCCAUUCCUGUCAAAGUUGAGGGAACUGAGAAAGUUGUUAAGACGAAGGAUACAGCUAUCAUCACACCGGAAGGAAGAGCUCCAGAAUUCGUGCUUCGCAUCAAGACAGAAAAGGUUGAGGAGGGUGAACUCGCUGAUUUCACAUGUGAGGUGGUAGGUACCCCCAAACCCCAGCUCAACUGGAUCUACAAUGGCCGCCAGCUGGUGGAUGAUGGAAGAUAUGUCAUCUUUGAGGAUGACGACGUGAACCAUUUACAGAUAUACGACAUCAAACCGGAGGACGCAGGAGAAUACAGGGUACAGGCAGAGAAUGAACACGGCCAAGUCAGCUGUUCAGCCGAACUACAGGUGGAAGCUCUGCCGGUCCAAGAAGAAGUGACAGAACUAGAGGCUCCUAAGUUUGUUGUGGAGAUUCAGACGUUAGAGUCCAGUAUUCACGACAAAGCCAAAUUCACUUGUAAAGCUACUGGCAAACCAACUCCAGGAAUCCUCUGGUACAAAAACGACAAGGAAAUCUCCAAAACUGACAACAGAUUCACUAUUCAGUUCGAGGACAAGGGAGAGUCUUCCUUGCUUAUAGUAGAUGUCCUACCCGAACAUGACGGUACAUACACAGCCGAAGCUAAAAACCCGGCGGGGACAGCCAGAUGUAAAGCGGAGCUCUUCGUGGAAGAACCAAAAGAAGACAAACCGUCCAUUCCUGAAUUCAUCAAAGUUCCAGAACAGAUUGUUGCAAGGGAACGUGACCUUGCACAAUUCAUUGUCAAGGUCAUUGGUACACCUAAGCCCACAGUUCUCUGGAAGAAGGACAACAUGGUUUUAGAAGAUCUUGAACUUUACCACUUUGAGAAAUACGAGGACACAUACUGUUUUGAGAUUAAGACUGUAGAGACAGAAGAUGCUGGAGUUUACACCUGUGUGGCCAAAAACACAGAAGGGGAGGCAACCUGUGACAUUCCACUCGUAGUCAAUGAGAUCAGAAGAGACCAGAGACUCUCAGAAUCUCCGCUAGUCCUACGACACCAAGACUCCUCACAGGCACCAGAGUUCACCGAGGUCUUUGACACCUGUACUGUCAUGGAGGAUAAGCCGUUGUCCUUGAUGGCAAAGGUGACCGGAACUCCUCGUCCAGAGGUCAUGUGGUACCGUAACAACAAGGAGCUGGUGACCACGCCCAAUGUCAAGCUGUCUUACGAGGAUGAAACAUGCUCGCUCAUCAUCAAGAAAAUGACAAUGGAUUUGGAGGGAGAGUACAAAUGUGUGGCUAAAAACCCUGCUGGUUCCUCCGAUAUCGCUGCCAAGGUCAUUGUGGAAGGAAGGGCGGAGACUCCCAUCUUCUCCCGCAAACUCAACAACAGAGAAUGCAAGGAGGGCCGACCAAUCAAAUUUGAGUGUGCUGCUAAAGGCAUUCCUCAACCUGAAGUCACAUGGUACUUGAACAACCAGCCGGUGGAGGCGGGCCUACGUUUCCACACCGAUGUUCGUAAGAGUUACGCUGACGUGGUAUACAGCCUCAGCAUUGACAACUCCGAGGUGGAGGAUGCUGGUGAAGUCAAAGCUAUCGCUCACAACAAAGCUGGAGAAGCUGUCACCAUUGCCAAACUCAUUGUGGAAGAGAAAAAAGAGGCUCCCAAAUUCAUCAAAAAACUGGACAAUGUGGAUGUUGUGGAAAAGGGUACUGCCGUACUGGAAGUGGAGGUCUCAGGAAAACCCAAGCCACAUGUCAGCUGGCUUAGAGCAGAUAAGGAACUUAAAGAGAGUGAUCAAGUGAAGUUUGAGGUAGAGGAGAAGGUCCACAGAAUGAUCUUGAACUCUGUGACCCCAUCUGAUGCUGCCCUCUACACUGCCAAGGCCCAUAACACAGCUGGAUCUGUAUCCUGCAAUGGACGAGUCAAAAUUCAACCUGCCAGACGUCCUUCCAUCCAGCCCAGGAAGAUGUCAGACACUUUGGUACCAGAAGAUGGACAAGUCACAUUCGAGUGUAAAGUGGAAGGUCUUCCACUUCCUGAGGUUAAAUGGUUUAUCAAUGAUAAGGAGAUUGAGGAAGGAGAAGAUGUCCAUUUGACCUUCAAUCGCCGUGACAGUACUUAUUCCCUGGUCAUUGACAAAGCCUCUGCUGAGUUACAGGGUACACUGAAAGCCGUAGCUGUCAGUAAUGUGGGAGAGGAUCUCGUUACUGCAGAACUAGAAAUCCGAGGACAAGCACCUGUUUUCUCUGAAGUACCAAUCAAGUGCACAAUCCUGGAAGGAAACACUGCCAUAUUCCGUUGUAAAGUGAAUGGUGAACCCACUCCAGGAAUCCAAUGGUCAAAAGGAAAGUGGAACAAGCUCAAAGAUGGUGGUCGCUACAAGAUUUUCCAGGAUGAGACCACAGGGGAACAUGUUCUAGAGAUUGCAGACAUCAAAAGGAAAGAUGCUGGUACCUAUUUAGUGAAGGCAACCAAUGAGCAUGGCAGCUCGGAUGCUCCGGCUACACUGAUUGUGACGGACAAACCUGAAGAGGCUGAGGACUGGAUGGCUAGACUCAAACAUAGAGAAAUAGAGAAGAAGGAAAUCCCUGAAGAAGAACUCAUACUACCAAGUCUGAAGCACGUAGAACAGGAAGGGAAACCUGAAGAGAAGAAGAAAUACAAACCAGAUGCCAAAGACAUUGAAGAACCAUCAGAAUACGAGAUCGUGUUCAAGAGGAGACAAUCACAGAUGCUAGAGAGGGUUUCAGAGGAAGUGCAAGAACUGGCUAAAAGAGAAAAACCAGAAAAAGAGGAAACUCCUGCCAAGAAAGAAGAAGCACCAAAGGAAGCUGGACCAGACGAGGUGGACAAAGGAUCGUACCAGCGUGCACGUCACGAGGCUGAGCUGGAGGAAGCAGAGGAGACCAUGCUAACCAUCCCUAAAGCUCAGUGGAAGGUCGUCAGACCACUCAAGGACAUGGCUGUGACUGAGACUGAGGAAGCAGUGUUCGAGUGUGAAUUCAAUGUUCCCAAAGUGAAUGUCACGUGGAAGGUCAAUGGUGAAGAGAUUGCACAAUCUCCCAAACACAUCAUCAAAUCAGAGGGCACAGUUCACAUACUGAUCAUCACUAAGUGCAGAAUACCAGAUCAGGGGACGGUGUCAUGCUCGUAUGCUAAGCUCGAGACUACUGCCAAAUUAACUGUCACAGAACUAGUCAAAGAAUUCACAUUAAAUCUAGAAGACACAGUAGUAGAAAAGGACAGUGAUGUGACCUUCACCUGCAAGGUCAACGACGAAGAUCUGGAUGUGAAGUGGUUGAUUGACAGCCAGACUCUACCUGAGUCGGACAAAUACUCGGUGAUCUCGGAGGACGUGACACAUUCUCUCACCAUCAGAGAUAUCCAACCACAGGACUCCUGUGAUGUCACAGCAACAUUCGGAGAUGAAUCAACCUCUGCUAGACUCUCUGUUGCAGAUGUCAAAGCAGACUUUGUCCUACCUCUCAAAGACCAAAAAGCCAAAGAAAACACCUCAGUAGAAUUUGACUGCACCUUGACGAUAUCCACAAACGAUGUCCACUGGUUCCUCAAUGACGUGGAACUCCACCCCACCGAGAAUGUGGAAAUUAUAAAAGAAGGAACCAAGCACAAGCUAAUCCUGAAAAAUGUCAGCCCCCAACAAACCGGCCAAGUCACGGUCAGCGUGGGAGAGAAGAGUUCGACUGCUACUCUCAUUGUUGAAGAAGUCCCUGUAGAAUUCAGUGCAACAUUAGCAGAACAGCGCGUGGAAGAAAAUACAGAGUGCCACUUCACUUGUGAACUCAAUAAGGAGGAUGUCCCGGUCACAUGGCACAAGGACACCAGUAAAAUUGUGCCCAGCAACAAGUAUCGUGUCGAGGACGUGGGAACCAGUCACACGCUGGUCAUCAGCGACGUGAACAGGGAAGAUGUGGCAGAAUAUUCUGUGACUGCCGGUGACGUACGAAGCACUGCCAGACUGCAUGUCGAUGAAAAACCACUAGAAUUCAUUGAACCUCUACAAGAAGCUACCUGCUCAGAAGGAGAAAAUGUGACCUUCACUUGUGAGGUCAGCCAAGAUCAGGUCAAGGCCACUUGGAUGAAGGAUGGUAAAGAACUGGUUCCCUCUGAGGAUGUCGAUAUUCAGGCUGUCGGAAAGGUGCACAAACUGACCCUGAAAAAUGCUACACUGGACGACAGAGCAGAAUACACUAUCUGUGUCAAGGACAAGAAGAGCACUGCACCACUCUUUGUUGAGGAAUCACCACUUGAGUGGGUGGUGUCUCUGAGAGAUCGCUAUGAUAUAGCGGAAGGUGACUGCAUCUCAAUGAUUUGUGAGGUCAACAAGCCGAACGUGCCCGCCAUGUGGCUGAAGGAUGGGGAACAGAUAACUGUGGCUGACGGAUACGAGAUCAUCAUGGACGGCUGCCGCCACAUCCUGCGCAUUCCUUCCUGUGAACUGGAAGAUGAUGCGGAAUAUACAGUAAUGGUGGGAGAUUUGGAAUCUAUCACAAGCCUCUUUGUGGAAGAAGUCGUGCUUGAGUUCACACACAAACUGAACGAUGCCACAUUCACUGAGGGUGAAAUGUUCGAGCUCAGCUGUGUGCUGAGUAAGCCGGACGUACCAGUCACCUGGAUGAAGAAUCGGCAGCCUCUGACUCCCAGUGACAGAAUCCGGAUCCUGUGUGAGCGCUACAGACACGUCCUCCAGAUCAUGGAGGCUAUUCCUGAGGACGAGGGCGAAUACACUCUGAUGUUGCCCAACAACACUGAGACAUCAGCUAUUAUCAAGGUCAAAGAAAAACCAGCCAAAUUCACCAAACCUCUUGGAGAGAUAAAAGCCAAAGAGGGUGACAGUGUGACCUUGACCUGUGAACUUGAUAAGCAGGAUGUAUUCUGCACGUGGCUAAAGGAUGGAGAAGAACUGAAGCCUAGUGACCACGUCCAGAUUUCUGCUGAUGGUUUCACUCAACAACUCCUCCUGACUGAUGUCACCAUUAAGGAUACCGCUAAAUACACCUGUGUGUGUGGUGAUGUGUCUACAGAGGCCACCCUCCAAGUAGAAGAAUUCCCAGAGACCCAAGUAACAGAAUUACCAGAAACCCCAAUAACAGAAACUCCUCAAGAGACCCCAGAAACUGAAGAAAGAGAAGAGGAGGUCAUAGUAACGGAGGCCUUAGUUACAGAAACCCCUGUAACAGAGGUCCCAGAAAUUAAGGCAAAAGAAAUUGAGGUCAUAGUAACCAAGGCCCCAGAAACAGAUGCCACAGUAACAGAAACCCCUGAAGCUGAGGUCACAGUAAUUGAAACUCCUGAAGCUGAUGUCAUAGCAGAAGAGGUCCCAGAAACAGAGGCAAAAGAAAUUGAUGUCAUAGUAACCGAGGCCCCAGAAACAGAUGCCAUAGUAACUGAGACCCCUGAAGCUGAGGUCACAGUAACAGAAACACCUGAAGCUGAGGUCAUAGCAGAAGAGGUUCCAGAAACAGAGGCAAAAGAAAUUGAUGUCAUAGUCACUGAGGCCCCAGAAACAGAUGCCAUAGUAACAGAAACCCCUGAAGCUGAGGUCACAGUAACCGAAACUCCUGAAGCUGAGGUCAUAGCAGAUGAGGUCCCAGAAACUAAGGCAACAGAUAUUGAGAUCAUAGUAACCGAGACCCCAGAAACAGAUGCCAUAGUAACAGAGACUCCAGAAGCUGAGGUCACAGUAACAGAAACUCCUGAAGCUGAGGUCAUAGCAGAAGGGGUCCCGGAAACUGAGGCAAAAGAAAUUGAUGUCAUAGUAACCGAGACCCCAGAAAAAGAUGCCAUAGUAACAGAAACCCCUGAAGCUGAGGUCACAGUAACCGAAACUCCUGAAGCUGAGGUCAUAGCAGAAGGGGUCCCGGAAACUGAGGCAAAAGAAAUUGAUGUCAUAGUAACUGAGGCCCCAGAAACAGAUGCUAUAGUAACAGAAACCCCUGAAGCUGAGGUCACAGUAACAGAAACUCCUGAAGCUGAAGUCAUAGCAGAGGAGGUCCCGGAAACUAAGGCAAAAGAAAUUGAUGUCAUAGUAACUGAGGCCCCAGAAACAGAUGCUAUAGUAACAGAAACCCCUGAAGCUGAGGUCACAGUAACCAAAACACCUGAAGCUGAGGUCAUAGCAGAAGAGGUCCCAGAAACAGAGGCAAAAGAAAUUGAGAUCAUAGUCACUGAGGCCCCAGAAACAGAUGCCAUAGUAACAGAGACUCCAGAAGCUGAGGUCACAGUAACAGAAACCCCUGAAGCUGAGGUCAUAGCAGAUGAGGUCCCAGAAAUGGAGACAAAAGAAAUUGAGAUCAUAGUAACCGAGACCCCAGAAAAAGAUGCCAUAGUAACAGAAACCCCUGAAGCUGAGGUCACAGUAACAGAAACUCCUGAAGCUGAGGUCAUAGCAGUAAAGGUGCCAGAAAAAGAGGUAAAAGAAAUUGAUGUCAUAGUAACUGAGGCCCCAGAAACAGAUGCCAUAGUAACAGAGACUCCUGAAGCUGAGGUCCCAGUAACCGAAACUCCUGAAGCUGAGGUCAUAGCAGAAGAGGUUCCAGAAACAGAGGCAAAAGAAAUUGAUGUCAUAGUAACUGAGGCCCCAGAAACAGAUGCCAUAGUAACAGAGACUCCUGAAGCUGAGGUCCCAGUAACUGAAACUCCUGAAGCUGAGGUCAUAGCAGAAGAGGUUCCAGAAACAGAGGCAAAAGAAAUUGAGGUCAUAGUAACUGAGGCCCCAGAAACAGAUGCCAUAGUAACAGAGACUCCUGAAGCUGAGGUCACAGUAACAGAAACUCCUGAAGCUGAGGUCAUAGCAGAAGAGGUCCUGGAAACAGAGGCAACAGUAAUGAAAGUCCCAGAAACAGAUGCCAUAGUAACAGAAACCCCUAAAGCAGAGGUGAAGGUAACAGAGACACCAGAAACUCUGGAGGAAGAGAUCAAAGAAACUGAAGUUCCAGUAACUGAAAUCCCAGCAGAGGAGACUCUAGGAAUUGUGGCUAUAGAAAAAGAGGUUAAAGCUACAGAGACAGAAGUCAUCAUUACAGAUGUACAUGAGACAGAGGUGACUGAAGGGGAGGCCCAAGGAACAGAAACUCCAGAGGUGAUAGAUAUAGAGGUCCAAGCACAGGAAUCCCCAGUUACAGAGACAACACAGGCAGAGGGCCCUGUGACAGGAGUUUCAGAGGAAGAGGUUUUAGUGACCAUGACUACAGAGACAGAUGUCUCAGUACCAGAAGCUCAAGAAACAACUCCAGAAAAAAUAACCUUUGAGACAGAUAUUGAAGAAACUACAGCCACUGGAAAAGAAAUCUCAGUGACAGGAGCCCUAAAGUCAGACGUGACAGUUACUGAGAAAGAGACCUUGGCAAUGGUUACCCCAGAAACAGAGGUGACAGUGUCUGAGGAAGAGGCCUUGGUAAUGGCUACCCCAGAAACAGAAGUGACAGUCUCUGAAACUGCCAAAAAGGAGGCUCCAGAAAUAGAUAUCACAGUGACUGAAGUCUCAGAAAAAGAGGCCCCUGUUGAAGAGGCCAUACCUGCAGAGGUUCCAGUUUCAGCAACAGAAUUUCAAGAUUCAUUUGUCACAGAAGCAGACGUUCCAGAUUCAGGGGUCACAGAAACAGAGACUGAAGAGGCAGAAACAACAGAGAAAGAUGUCCCAGUUGCAGAAAUUGUAGUAACGGAGGCCACAGAAGCAGAUGUUACAGUGCCACAGGCCCCAGAAACAGUCGCACCAGAAACACAGGUCCUAGUAUCAGAGAAAACAAUAACAGAAUCUCUAGAGAAAGAAUCUGAAGAAUCUGUUGAGAUGGAGAUUCCAUUGAAAGAGGCUCCUGCCACUGAGGUCCCAGAAAUGAUUGAAACAAAGGUCCCAGGAGAGGAAUCAUUUGUGAUGGACACUCCUGUGGUCCCAGUUUCAGAGAGCUCAGAAACUGAAGUUACAGUGACAGAAGUCCCAGAAGCAGAAGCUUCAGAAGAAGAGGUAUUAGUGACAGAAACUCUAGAGGCCCCAAUGACAGAGGUCUCAGAAGCAGAAGACACUGUCAUCGAAAUUUCAGAAACAGAGGCACAAGAAAAGGAAGCCUUUUUUACCAAACCAAUGGAGGACCUUGGAACAGAAGAAGAAACAAAUUUCCAAGAAAAAGAUGUAAUUUUGAUAGAAACUCCAGAUGCCCAAGAUACAGAAAAAGAUUUCUCUAUGACAGAAAUUUCUGAAUCCGACGUGCAUGUAAAAGAGACUACCACAGCAGAAACCUUGGCAACAGAAAUCUCAGUACCAGAAACUUCAACACCUGAAAUCCCAACAUCCUUCAGAACACCUCUCACUGACCUCUUUGCUAAAGAAAAUGACACAGUAACCUUAACCUGUGAACUUGUUCAACCCAACAUUCUAUGCAAAUGGCUUAAAAAUGACUCUGAAAUCAAACCUACUGACCACUCACAAAUUUCCCAUGAUGGCUUUACACAACAGCUUGUACUAACUGGUGUUACUGUGGAUGACACAGCUAAAUAUUGUUGUGUAUGUGGUGAUGUGUCUACUGAAGCCAUGCUGCAAGUAGAGGAAGCACCAUUCACCUUUACCAAACCCCUCACUGACCUCACUGCCAAAGAGAAGGACACUGUAACCUUGACCUGUGAACUUUCCAAACCAAAUAUUCCUUGCAAAUGGCUCAAAGAUGGCACUGAAAUUAAACCUAGUGACCAUGCACAGAUCUCCUAUGAUGGUUACACUCAGCAGCUCAUACUAACUGAUGUCAGUGUUGAUGACACUGCCAAAUAUUCAUGUCAGUGUGGUGAUGUUUCAUCCGAAGCCACACUUCAAGUUCAGGAAGCACCUGCCACCUUUACCAAACCCCUCACUGACCUCACUGCCAAAGAGAAGGACACUGUAACCUUGACCUGUGAACUUUCCAAACCAAAUAUUCCUUGCAAAUGGCUCAAAGAUGGCAUUGAAAUUAAACCUAGUGACCAUGCACAGAUCUCCUAUGAUGGUUACACUCAGCAGCUCAUACUAACUGAUGUCAGUGUUGAUGACACUGCCAAAUAUUCAUGUCAGUGUGGUGAUGUUUCAACUGAAGCCACACUUCAAGUUCAGGACUCGCUGAAAUUCAUCCGAGAACUGACAGAGACGCGUGUAAUUGAGGAGCACACAGUGACCUUGGAAUGUGAGGUCAACCUGCCCGGCCUGACCGCAACAUGGCUGAAGGACAAAGAACCUGUGGUCCUCAGAAAGUCCAACUCAAUCCGUGUCAAAGACGGCAUACACAGCCUUGUGAUAGGUUCAGCUGAGAUUGAUGAUGAGGCCGAGUACACAGUACAGAUAGGAGAUAUCUCAUGUUCAGCUGCUCUCUUUGUGGAAGAGGCUCCUGUAGAAUUCAUCAAACCACUCAAGGACAUUCAGGUCAUGGAGAAGACCAAGGUCACUCUGGAGUGCGAGGUAAACAAACCUAAUCUGAUAGCCACCUGGUACCUGGAGGGGGAGGAGAUCAAAUCUGAUGACAGAGUGGAACUAGUGGUUUAUGACACAGUCCACCAGCUCAUUAUCCAGACCACUAAACUCACAGACGAGGGAAAAUACACCAUUGAUGUGGAGGGCCAGAAAUCCUCCUCUACACUGCUCGUAGACGAAUCCCCAGUCGAAUUGGUUGCACGCUUGCAUGACAUUUGUGUCCCGGCUAAAGGCACAGCUGUGUUUGAAUGCGAAGUAUCACUGCCUGGUGUCAAACCGCAGUGGUACAAAGAUGAAGAACCAAUCACAAUCAGCGAUGGUUAUGACAUCAGAACAGAUGGGACACACCACUAUUUGUACCUAGAGAAAGUGGGACUUGAUGACAUCGGGGACUAUUCGGUCCAAUUUGAUGAUGUGGAGUGUACUGCCACUCUUCAGAUUGAAGAACCUCCUUUGAAAAUCACUAAACCACUGGAAAAGAAAGAAGUUCCUGAGAAAGAACCAUUGACCUUGACCUGUGAAGUCUCCAAACCAGGAGUCAUGGGCAAAUGGUUCAAGGACAACAAAGAAGUUUUACCCUCCGAAAAUAUUAAAAUCAUAGACGAUGAGAAUGUUCAUAAACUGGAAAUUCUGGAUGCCACAUUAGCUGACAGUGGAAACUACAAAUGUAAACUGGAGGACAAAGAAACCACCUGCAAGGUCGCUGUGAAAGAAAAGCCUUUGGAUUUCAUCAAACCUUUGAAAGACACAGAAGUUGCAGAGGGUCAAGAUAUUGAACUCGAAUGUGUAGUGUCCAAGAAAGACAUUAAGGCCAAAUGGCUGAAGAAUAAUAAACCACUGCCUGUGGACAACAGAGUCAAGGUCACUGCUGACAAGGACACACACAAACUGACCAUCAGAUCUGCAAUUGUUGAGGACAAAGCAGAAUACUGUGUCAAGAUUGCUGAUAAAACAUCAACUGCUAAAGUCUUUGUAGAAGAAGAAGUAGUGGAAUACGUUAGAAAACUUGCUGAUGUGGAGGUUAAAGAGAUUCCCUCUACCGUAACCUUUGAAUGUGAGCUCUCUAAACCCGACAUUGUAGUCAAAUGGUUCAGAGAUGGAAAACCACUGGGAGAGAGUGAUAAAUACCAGAUGAUUGUGGAUAAGACUGUUCACAGACUGGUUAUCGCAGAUGUGGACGGAGAGGAUGAAGGCGACUACAGCAUUGUUGUUAGAGGGAAGAAAUCAGAGGGAGAACUCAUUGUAGAGGUACCUCCACAGCUUUUCUUGGACAAACAGUUUGAAGAGGAGGUUGUUUUGAAGGCUGGACAGUCCAUGGCAUUCGAGAUUCCAUUCAAAGGUAACCCACAGCCAAAGGUGACCUGGACCUACAACGAUGAACCUCUUCCACAGGAGAAGAGAAUUGAGAGUGAGACCAUCUACAACAUGACCACACUUAGACUCGGAAAGGUCAAGAGGUCAGACACAGGAAACUACACCCUUACUUUGGAGAACUCUGCUGGCAAAGUCUCUAUAACCAUCAAACUGACAGUAUUGGACAAACCCAGUGUCCCACAAGAGUUAACUGCCCCUGAGGUCAAUGCAGAAUCCAUCACUCUGAACUGGCAGCCUCCAGCAGACAAUGGAGGCAGUGAAAUCCUGGAGUACAGUAUUGAAAAGAAAGAAUUCAACCGCAGAACAUGGCAACAAGUUGGCACCACCAAAGAUCUGACCUUCACUAUUCCUAAACUCUUGGAAGGCAACAAGUACUUCUUCAAGGUCGCUGCCAGAAAUGACAUCGGCAUUGGAGAAGCUGUAGAGCUGACAGAGGCUAUCACAGCCAAGAAUCCAUUUGUGGUGCCCGAUGCCCCUGAUGCUCCAGUCAUUUCAGACAUCACAGCUACCUCAGCAGUUGUCACAUGGCAACCACCAGCCAAUGACGGUGGGUCCCCUGUCAUCGGAUACCGCCUGGAGAGGAUUUCUGGUUUCAGUGGACGAUGGGUUUCUGUGACCAAGGAUCUCAUCCCAGAGAUGACCUUCAGUGUCGCUGACCUUGUGGAAAAUAACACCUAUGAAUUCAGAGUUAUUGCUGAAAAUAAAGCUGGCCAGAGCAAGCCCAGUCCACCUUCAGAAAAUACCAAAGCACUCAACCCUUGGACUAAACCAAGUGCACCAGGAACUCCAGAUAUUAUCAAAACAGACAAAACCUCAGCUGACCUCAAGUGGACUCCACCCACAGAGGAUGGGGGUGCUCCUAUCACUAACUAUGUCAUCGAACACCGCCCCAGUGGUGCCGUCCGUUGGACCCGAGCCAACAAGUCUCCCAUCACAGACACCACAUUUAGUGUACCUGACCUUAAGGAGGGAUCUGAGUAUGAAUUCCGUGUGUCAGCUGAAAACAAAGCUGGUGUUGGGCCAGCUUCAGAACCCACCAAAUCUGUCAAGGUGGAGAAACCUAUAGAGGGCAGAGCACCAAAAGUCGUGGAGAACUUGAAGGAUGCUACCAGUAUAUCCCCAGGGGAAGUCACCUUAAAGUGUGACCUUGAACUGGGAGAACCAUUAGCAGAAAUAAAAUGGUUCAAAGGACCAAAGGAAAUCAAGAAAAGUCCAAAAUAUGUCACAAAACUCGAGAACAAGGUUGCCUCCAUUGUCAUCCAUGAAACAGAACCUCAGGAUGCUGGUGUGUAUUGUUGCCAGGCAACCAACCAGCUUGGACAAGUUCAGACUGAGGCAACUCUGGCAGUGCACACACAUCCCAAACUGGAAUAUGAAAAUAAACUUAAAACUAAACAGCUGAUCAAGGUUGGACAGUCUAUCUCCCUACAAGUGAACAUUAGUGGUAUACCCAAUCCCACCGUCAACUGGACACUGAACAAGAUCAUCAUCGAAAAAUCCCCGAAGAUCAGCAUCGAGACUACAGACGACUUUAGCAUGCUGACUGUGAAGAAUGCUACACUGGAUGACACAGGAGCCUAUGCCAUUACUGCUGAAAAUGUGGUGGGCAAGGCUGAGGCAGAAUUUAACGUCGCUGUUAGAGACAAACCUGGAAAACCCAACAAUCUCGAGGUUCUACAAGUCAUGAAGGACUCUGUUGUGUUGUCAUGGCAACAACCUACCAAUACAGGUGGCUCAGACAUUUCUGGUUACAUCGUUGAGAAGCGUGAUGCCAAACGUAAUACAUGGGCACCCGUGGAAAAUGUUGACAGUAACACCACAACCUAUGCUGUACAAAAAUUGGUAGAGGGCAAUGAAUACUUCUUCAGAGUAUCUGCCAAAAAUGAUAUGGGCACUGGAGAGGCAGCUGAGAUUGACAGAGGAACAAUUGCAAAGAGUCCAUUUGAUGUACCUGGGGCUCCAAGGAAUCUUCAAGUCUCAAAGGUGACAAAGUCCAGCAUCUCUCUGACCUGGGAGGUUCCUGAACAGGAUGGUGGCUCCCCAGUAACUAGUUACAUAGUGGAGCGCCGCCAGAUGACCUCCACAAGGUGGACCAAGGCUCAUAAACAACCCGUGACAGAAACUGUGUUCACAUCUACUGAUCUCAUAGAAAUGGCAGAGUACAGCUUCAGAGUGACUGCUGAAAAUGUUGCUGGCAUUGGUAAACCCUGUGAACCAGUAGGACCCAUUCUCACCAAGAGUCCGUUCGAUGUGCCAGAUGCUCCUGGCAAACCUCAGAUUUCUGAAGUGACCAAAGACACUGCAACAUUAACCUGGACACCACCUGAAAAAGAUGGUGGAAAUCCCGUCUUUAACUACGUCAUUGAAUACAAACCAACAAGAGCCUCCAAAUGGAUCGCAGCCAGUCACAAUAUCACUGUGGCAAAGACAGAGUUUACUGUGAAGGAGCUAACCGAGGGAAUGGAGUAUGAAUUCAGAAUUAAGGCAGAAAACCAAGCCGGACUCAGCAAACCCUCACCUUCCACCAGUGCUAUCAUCAAAGAACCCGUCAGUGGAGAGGCACCCUCUGUACUGGAGGGGCUUCCAGAUGUCAGUGUACUGCUGGGUGAAGACGCCACCCUCGAAUGCCAGAUAAGUGGCAAACCUGAACCCUCGGUUACUUGGAGCAAAGACACUCGUACAAUUGCUGAGAGUAAGAAGUAUGAUAUGAGCCGAGAUGAGGUAUCUGUGUCACUGACCAUUCGAGAUGUCUCUGAGAAAGACUCAGGGAGCUACACUUUGGAGGCUUCAAACGAUCUCGGUUCAGUGUCCACAUCGGGACAACUGGACGUGCAAGCCAAACCAGAACUUGAAUUUGACAACAAAUUCCGAGAUGUGAUAACUCUCAACAGCGGAACAUCAUUGAGAAUACCGGUUACUUACAAAGGUCUUCCAAAGGCCACCAUAACCUGGGGCAAGGACGAGAAAACUCUGAAAACAGGCGGUAAUAUCACCAUAGAUACAAAGGAUACCCUCACUACUCUACAGGUCAAGAAGGUCACACGGGCAGAUGAUGGCCUCUAUUUCAUCACAGCUGAAAAUGAGGCUGGCAAAGCCAAAGCAAGCUUUGAUGUAGAAGUAAUUGAUGUACCUGACCAACCAGAGGGCCCAAUAAAGAUCAGUGACAUCAACCGUGACCACGUCACCCUCGCUUGGGCACCACCCAAGGAUGACGGUGGCAGCAAAAUCAAAUCCUAUAUUGUGGAAAGAAGAGAACAGGGCAGAUCUAUGUGGAGCAAAGUGGACACAGUGGAUGCCUCAAAGACCUCCAUUGUGGCUACUGGACUCUCUCAAGGAAAGGAAUAUUUCUUCCGCAUCUUUGCUGAAAAUGACAUCGGAAUGUCCAAGGGUCUUGAAUCCAAGCAGGCAGUUAUUCCCAAAAGUCCGUUCGAAAAACCAACCAGUCCAACUGGUCCCCUAUCAACCAAGGAUAUCACUACUGACUCGGUGACCUUGACCUGGCAACCACCAGCUUCAGAUGGUGGCUCUGCUAUCAAAGGAUACUUGGUGGAGAAAUAUGACAGUCGCAGAAUGACAUGGGUAAAAGUUGCUGACAUUGAUGAGAAGACCACAUCAUACAUAGUUCCCAAACUUAUUGAAGGACAGAAAUACAAGUUCAGGGUCUCAGCUUUAAAUGCUGAAGGUCAAGGACAACCAUUGGAGACAGAAGGAGAUGUGGUGCCAAGAAAACCCCCAGCUGCACCAGAAAAGCCAUCUGGACCAAUAAAAUUCUCCAACAUUCUGGGUGAUUCUGUGACCUUAACUUGGUCUCCACCCAAGAAGGAUGGAGGAGCCCCAGUGAAGUCUUAUAAUGUGGAACGGUCAGUGGAUAACGGAAAGACAUGGGAAAAAGUGGAGAACAUAGACACCACCAAGUACACAGUCACUGGUCUCAAGGCCGGAGACAAGUACAAAUUCAGAGUGGCAGCUGUCAACGAACUUGGGGAGGGAGAUAUGCUUGUGUCAGAAGCAGUUGUACCUCAAAGACCAACUGAUGCUCCAUCUCAACCAUUCGGACCUCUGGAGCCAAAGAACAUCAGAAAAGAUUCCCUAACACUGACUUGGCAACCUCCUAAAGAUGAUGGGGGGAGUCCCAUCACAGGAUAUAUCAUUGAGAAAAGAGAGAACAAGAAAGGAAAAUGGACACCUGUGGAGAAGGUUGGCAAAGGAAUCACAGAACUGGAUGUGAAGAGACUACAAGAAGGAAAAGAGUACUACUUCAGAGUCAAAGCUGAGAACAAGAAGGGAAUCAGUGAGGCUCUAGAAACAGAGACAUCUGUUGUUCCCAAGAGUCUGUUUGACAAACCUGCAGCACCAGAAGGACCUCUCACUAUGUCCAAUUUGACUGCUACCUCUGCUGAUCUGGAGUGGAAACCACCAAAGACAGAUGGUGGUUCUCCCAUUACUGGCUACAUCAUUGAGUCCAAACCCAGCGCGAGGGCCAGUUGGAAUAAGGUGGCCAAUGUGGAUUCAGGCACCACCAGAUACACUCCUAAAGAUCUGCGUGAAGGAACCGAGUACUACUUCAGAGUGUCUGCUGUUAAUGAAGAGGGACAGGGAUCUCCACUGGAGAGCAAGGAAAUUGUCAAACCAGAGAAAAAGAUUGAUGCUCCAUCCUCACCAAGUCAAUUCAAAGUAUCAAAAGUUGGCCCAGACUUUGUCACACUGGAUUGGAAGCCCCCAUCUUCAGACGGUGGGUCCAAAGUGACAGGGUAUGUUGUAAAACAAAAGAAAGGACCUGAUGGCGAUUGGGAAGAAGUGGCCACUCUAAAGGCCUUUGACAAUUCCUACAAAGUCCCCAAACUCAAAGAAGACCAGGAGUAUUUCUUCUCCAUCACAGCACUGAACAAGAAAGGAGCAGGAGAAACCUCUGAACUGGACACAGCUGCCAUUCCAAAGAGACCUCCAGGGCCUCCAUCAAAACCACUUGGACCAAUAGAAGUUAGUGACAUCAACAAAACAUCUGCCAAGUUGUCCUGGAAGCCCCCAUCUUAUGAUGGAGGUUCUCCACUCACUGGAUACCUGAUUGAGAAACGUGAAGGGCGUAAAUCUUGGGCCAAGGUAGACAAAAUCUCCCCUGACAUGACUGACUACCAGGUGAAGGGUCUGACUGAAGGGGCAGACUACCAUUUCAGGAUCACACCUAUUAACAAACACGGAAGUGGAGAGGCUCUGGAGACUGAAGCUACCAUCAAACCUAAGAGUCUCUUUGAUAAACCAGAAAAACCAGCUGGGCCAAUAACAUUCUCAGAUAUAAAUAAGGAUUCUGUGACCUUGAACUGGAAUCCCCCAGUCAAGGACGGUGGAUCCCCAGUAACCAAUUAUAUAGUGGAAUACAAAGAUGCAAAGAGAACUACAUGGUCCAAGGCAGGAGAUGUGUCCGCUGACAAAACUGUCUUCACAGCUGACCGACUCAUUACUGGAAAUGAUUACUACUUCAGGGUCAUUGCUGUCAAUGAGGAAGGUCAAGGAAAGCCUCUGGAAUCCCUAAACACAGUCAAACCUGAACAAGCAAUUGCACCACCAAAAGCACCAAGCAAUUUAACUGUGAAGAAAGUGGAUAGCAACAGUGCAUCACUACAAUGGAAACCUCCUCAAGAUGAUGGAGGGUCAAAGGUCACAGGUUAUAAGGUUAGAGUGAGAGAAGAAGGUUCAGACAAAUGGAAGGACCUGGCCACUCUGACUCCUUUCGAUACAGAUUACACCGCCAAAAACCUCAAGACAGGAAAGGAAUAUUACUUUGCCAUUGUGGCUGAGAACAAAGCUGGUUUGGGAGAUGCUGUGGAGACAGAGUCAUCUGUAAUACCAAGGAAGAAACCGGAAAAACCAUCGGCUCCAGUCGGCCCCAUCAAGUUCUCAGACAUUCAGAAGACAUCUCUGGUCUUGUCAUGGCAACCAAGCAAGAAUGAUGGUGGAUCACCACUGACUGCCUACUAUGUGGAGAUGAGGGACUCCAAAUUUGGAUCCUGGUCACCAGUCACCAAAGUUACCCCUAACAUCACCCACUACUGUGUUCAAAACCUCAAGACAGAGAAAGAAUACUUCUUCAGAGUCAUAGCUGAAAACAGUGUAGGAAAAUCUGAGCCUCUUACAUCAGAUGGAGUCAUUCCAAAGAGCCAACACACUGCACCAUCUGCCCCUCAGGGUCCAAUGCAGUACUCUGAUUUGACAGACAAAUCUGUGAUUAUCAGCUGGAAGCCACCCAAAUCUGAUGGUGGUCUCCCUUUAAAAGAAUACAUUAUAGAGAGAAGAGACACCAAGCGCACCACCUGGGCCCCGGUAGAUAAAAUCAACCCAGACAUCACCACCUACACAGUGCAAAAUCUGGUGGUUGGAAAUGACUACUACUUCAGAGUAAUGGCUGUUAAUGAAGAAGGAACCAGUCCACCAUUAGAAGGAGAACCAGUUAGGCCUCAGAAGGCAGCAGAUGUUCCAAGUGAACCUCGAGGUCCACUAAAUGUCAGUAAUGUUUCGGGAACCUCAGCAGCCUUGACGUGGAAACUUUCGGAUAAAGAUGGAGGCUCCCCUAUCACAGAGUAUCUCAUUGAAGCCUCCACUGACAAUUUGAACUGGACAAAGCUUGGAACAGUCGACAAACUUUCAAACAAAUAUAAGGCACAGAACUUAGAAGAUGGCAAAGAUUACACUUUCAGAGUUUCUGCUGUCAAUAAAGUUGGACCCAGCCAACCACUGGUCUCCAAACCAGUCUCCAUUGAGAAACCAGCAGAAGCCCCAAGCAAACCAAAAGGACCAAUAACCACCUCUGAUGUCAGCAAGGACUCCAUCACUCUCUCCUGGGAACCACCAGAGACUGACGGGGGAUCUCCUCUUAUAGAAUAUGUCAUUGAGAAACGUGACACCAAGAGAUCCAUGUGGGCCCCAGUUACCAAAGUCCCUGCAAGCAAGACAUCUUGUGUGGCAGACAAACUACAGGAGGGAUCAGACUACCUGUUCAGAGUAACAGCCGUCAACAAGAAGGGUUCCAGCAAACCACUGGAAUUAGAUUCACCUGUCAAAGCCAAGAGUCCUUAUGACAAACCUUCAGUUCCUGUUGGUCCACUAGAAGUAUCCAAUGUCACAGAGAAAACUGCCAGUGUUUCUUGGAAAGCCCCAGAGAAUGAUGGUGGAUUGCCCUUGACUGGAUACCUGCUGGAGGUUAGGGACAGUCGCCGCACAGCCUGGAAGAAGGUCACGGACCUGAAGCCAGCACAGACAUCAUUCACAGUACCUGACCUUAAUAUUGGAAAUGACUACUUCUUCAGAGUCACGGCCAUCAAUAAGGAGGGGCCAAGCACUCCUCUACAGACACAGGAAGCUACAAAGAUAACCAAGGACAUUUCACCACCUGGUCCACCUGUGUCCAUCAAGGUACCAAAAGUUGGGGAGGACUUUGUAGAGCUUGAUUGGAAGGCCCCGUCUCGAGAUGGUGGCUCCAAGGUCAAAGCGUACCACAUCUACCAGUCCACCACUCCAGGGGACUGGCAGGAAUUGGCCACAGUCAAGAGCUUUGACAACCACUACUCUGUCUCAGGUCUCAAGGAAGGAGUAGCUUACAACUUCGCUGUUGCUGCUGAGAAUGAAGCUGGUGUUGGAAAACUGUGUGAAACUGACAAAGCUGUUAAGCCAGUUAAACCUAAAGGAAAACCAUCUAUGCCAGAAAAACCAUUUGAAGCCAAGGACAUCCAGAAAACAGAGUUGACAUUAACAUGGAAACCUAGCACUUCAGAUGGAGGCUCUCCAAUCACAGGCUACAUUGUAGAGAAAAGGGAAAGCUGGAAAUCCUCCUGGAUAGAGGUCGACAAAACUCGUGCAGAUGUCUGUGAACUCAAGGUCAAACGUCUGAAAGAAGGUCAGGAGUACUUCUUCAGAGUGUGUGCUGUAAACAAAAUCGGUCAGUCUGAUUUCCUGGAACUUGGUACUUCAAUCACUCCAAAGAGUCCAUUCACUGUGCCAUCAUCCCCCGAGGGACCACUAAAAAUCACCGAGAUAACUCAAACAUCUGUCACCAUUUCGUGGAAGGCAUCUCGAGACAACGGGGGUCUGCCCAUUACCUCAUACGUGAUCGAGCGUCGUGACCCCAGGUUCACUUCCUGGCUACGAGUGGACACUGUGAAACCUAGCAUUUCCAGUUACUGCGUACAGAAUCUGGUGGAGGGAAAUGAAUACUUAUUUAGGGUUUAUGCUGAGAAUGAGGAGGGCUCCAGUGAGCCCCUGGUAUCAGCUGAAAGUGUGAUACCCCAAAGAGAACCAGCUGUCCCACAGAAACCUGUAGGCCCGCUGUCACUGAGUGACCUUGAUUCUGACUCGGUCACAUUGUCAUGGCAACCACCAAAGGAUGAUGGUGGAAACCCAAUAACAGGAUACAAAGUCCAGGUCUCUGAAAACAAUUCUGAUUGGUCAGAUUUGGACACGCUUGAUAAAUUUAGCAAGGAAUACAAAGCAAAGAAUCUGAAGGAGAAUAGAGACUAUAAGUUUAGAGUGGCCGCUCUCAACAAAGUGGGGACAGGUCAACCACUGGAAUCAGAGGUCAUCACACCAAGGAAACCUAAAGGCAAGCCAUCUAAACCCACCGGCCCAAUCACUGUCAGUGAUGUACAGAAAACCUCAGCCACCAUUGAGUGGAAACCUCCACAGAGUGAUGGUGGAUUACCACUAAAGGGAUACGUGGUGGAGCUGAAAGAAGCCAGAAAAACAAUGUGGAAGAAGGUGGAUAAACUGACCCCUGACAUUACAUCUAUAUGUAUCCAGAACCUGAAUGAAAAUGCCGAGUAUUACUUCCGAGUGUUUGCUGAGAACAGUGCUGGAUUCAGUGAAGCUCUGGAAAUGGACAAAGCAGUGCUCAUCAAGAGUCCAUUCGACAAACCUAGUGCACCAGAAGGACCACUGGACGUCUCAAAUGUAACCCUAAACUCGGCUGAGUUGUCUUGGAAGGCUCCCAAAUCUGACGGUGGAUCCAAACUCACUGGCUACCUCAUAGAAAUGAAGGAUGUGAGGAAAUCUUUCUGGAACAAAUGUGGACAAGUCAAACCAGAUGUGACUAACUUCACAGUCAAUAAACUGAUUGAGGGCAAUGAGUAUGUUUUCAGAGUUUAUGCCACCAAUGAGGAGGGACAGAGUUCUCCUCUAACCUCAGACAAGUCUGCUAAACCAUCAAAGAAACUCGCUGCUCCAUCCAAACCUGAAAAGGUCAAGGUUACAAACACCGAAAAAGACACUGUGACCUUAGAAUGGUCCAAACCAGCCGCAGAUGGCGGAGCUAGAAUCAGACGUUACAUCAUCUACAAGAGGAUUGAAAUGACAGAGAAAUGGGUCAAGGUCACCACAGUAGAACAAUUUAUUACACAGACUAUCAUUGAGAAACUGGAAUUUGAGAAGAACUACUUCUUUGCUGUAUCUGCAGAGAAUGAUAUUGGAGAAGGUGACAAGGGAGAAACCACACAACCCACAAAAUUGGAAAAACCAAGUGGUGUACCAUCUGCUCCUGAAGGCCCAGUAGAGGUGUCUGACGUUACCAAGGCAACAGCCACAGUGUCAUGGAAAGCCAGCAAAUCAGAUGGAGGCUCACCAAUUAAACACUACAUCAUUGAACUAAAAGACAGCUACAAGUCCUUCAGCCAAGUUGGCAAGGUGCCAGCAGAUCAACUAAACUUUGAACUAACCAAACUGAAAGAAAAUCAACAAUAUCAUGUCCGCAUCACUGCAGAGAAUGCUGUUGGAAAAUCUAAACCACUGGAGAUAGAGAAACCAAUUACACCAACAAGUCCAUUCAAAGUACCAGAUACCCCAGAAGGACCACUGGACAUCUCCAAUGUGACCUUGAACUCUGCUGAUCUGACCUGGAAGGCUCCCAAAUCUGAUGGUGGAUCCAAACUCACUGGCUACCUCAUAGAAAUGAAGGAUGUCCGCAAAUCUUUCUGGAACAAAGCAGGAGAGGUCAAACCCAACGUGACCAAAUUCACAGUGGAAAACUUAAAUCUGGACACUGAGUAUGUUUUCAAAGUUACAGCAAUUAAUGCUGAAGGUCAAAGUCCACCUCUGACAUCCGACAAGUCUGCCAAACCAACCAAAAAACUAAGUCCACCACAUUCACCAGAAAAAGUGAAAGUAACAAAAGUGGAGAAAGACUCGGUCACUCUUGAGUGGAUGAAGCCCGACUCUGAUGGUGGAUCUAGAAUCAGACGUUACAUCAUCUGGAAACGUUUGGAAAUGACAUCUGAAUGGACCAAAGUCACCACAGUGGAACAAUUCAACACCAAAACAGUCAUUGAAAAGUUGGAGUUUGAAAAGAGCUUCUUCUUUGCAGUGUCUGCAGAAAAUGAUGUUGGAGAAAGUGAAAAGGCAGAAACAUCCAAACCAACUAAACUUGGAAAACCAACUGGAAAACCAUCUAAACCCACCGGCCCAAUCACUGUCCGUGACAUACAGAAAACCUCAGCCACCAUUGAGUGGAAACCUCCACAGAGUGAUGGUGGAUUACCACUAAAGGGAUACGUGGUGGAGCUGAAAGAAGCCAGAAAAACAAUGUGGAAGAAGGUGGAUAAACUGACCCCUGACAUUACAUCUCUAUGUAUCCAGAACCUGAAUGAAAAUGCUGAUUAUUACUUCCGAGUGUUUGCUGAGAACAGCGCUGGAUUCAGUGAAGCUCUGGAAAUGGACAAAGCAGUGCUCAUCAAGAGUCCAUUUGGAAAGCCAAGUGUUCCGGAAGGACCACUUGACAUUUCAAAUGUGACCUUGAACUCUGCUGACCUGUGUUGGAAGCCUCCAAAAUCUGAUGGUGGAUCCAAACUCACUGGCUACCUCAUAGAAAUGAAAGAAAAAAGCAGGUCCUACUGGAGCAAAUGUGGAGACGUCAAACCAAAUGUGACCAAAUUCACUGUGGAUAAAUUAACUCUGGAUAAAGAAUACCUAUUCAGAGUAACUGCCCUGAAUGAUGAGGGGCAAAGUCCACCUCUCACGUCGGACAAAACUGCUAAACCCACAAAGGAUCUGACUUCCCCAUCCAAACCUGAAAAGGUCAAGGUUACAAACACCGAAAAAGACACUGUGACAUUGGAAUGGUCCAAACCAGCCGCAGAUGGCGGAGCUAGAAUCAGACGUUACAUCAUCUACAAGAGGAUUGAAAUGACAGAGAAAUGGGUCAAGGUCACCACAGUAGAACAAUUCAUUACACAGACUAUCAUUGAGAAACUGGAAUUUGAGAAGAACUACUUCUUUGCUGUAUCUGCAGAGAAUGAUAUUGGAGAAGGUGACAAGGGAGAAACCACACAACCCGCAAAACUGGAAAAACCAAGUGGUGUACCAUCUGCUCCUGAAGGCCCAGUAGAGGUGUCUGACGUUACCAAGGCAACAGCCACAGUGUCAUGGAAAGCCAGCAAAUCAGAUGGAGGCUCACCAAUUAAACACUACAUCAUUGAACUAAAAGACAGCUACAAGUCCUUCAGCCAAGUUGGCAAGGUGCCAGCAGAUCAACUAAACUUUGAACUAACCAAACUGAAAGAAAAUCAACAAUAUCAUGUCCGCAUCACUGCAGAGAAUGCUGUUGGAAAAUCUAAACCACUGGAGAUAGAGAAACCAAUUACACCAACAAGUCCAUUCAAAGUACCAGAUACCCCAGAAGGACCACUGGACGUCUCCAAUGUGACCUUGAACUCUGCUGAUCUGACCUGGAAGGCUCCCAAAUCUGACGGAGGAUCCAAACUCACUGGCUACCUCAUAGAAAUGAAGGAUGUCCGCAGAUCUUUCUGGAACAAAGCGGGAGAGGUCAAACCCAACAUGACCAAAUUCACAGUGGAAAACUUAAAUCUGGACACUGAGUAUGUUUUCAGAGUUACAGCAGUAAAUGCUGAAGGUCAAAGUCCACCUCUGACAUCCGACAAGUCUGCCAAACCAACCAAAAAACUAAGUGCCCCAUCUCCACCACAGAAAGUGAGAGUCACUGAUUCACAGAAAGACUCAGUCACUCUUGAGUGGAUGAAGCCCGACUCUGAUGGCGGAUCUAGAAUCAUACGUUACAUCAUCUGGAAACGAGUGGAAAUGACAUCUGAAUGGACCAAGGUCACCACAGUGGAACAAUUCAACACCAAAACAGUCAUUGAAAAGUUGGAGUUUGAAAAGAGCUUCUUCUUUGCAGUGUCUGCAGAAAAUGAUGUUGGAGAAAGUGAAAAGGCAGAAACAUCCAAACCAACUAAACUUGGAAAACCAACUGGAAAACCAUCUAAACCCACCGGCCCAAUCACUGUCCGUGACAUACAGAAAACCUCAGCCACCAUUGAGUGGAAACCUCCACAGAGUGAUGGUGGAUUACCACUAAAGGGAUACGUGGUGGAGCUGAAAGAAGCCAGAAAAACAAUGUGGAAGAAGGUGGAUAAACUGACCCCUGACAUUACAUCUCUAUGUAUCCAGAACCUGAAUGAAAAUGCUGAUUAUUACUUCCGAGUGUUUGCUGAGAACAGCGCUGGAUUCAGUGAAGCUCUGGAAAUGGACAAAGCAGUGCUCAUCAAGAGUCCAUUUGGAAAGCCAAGUGUUCCGGAAGGACCACUUGACAUUUCAAAUGUGACCUUGAACUCUGCUGACCUGUGUUGGAAGCCUCCAAAAUCUGAUGGUGGAUCCAAACUCACUGGCUACCUCAUAGAAAUGAAAGAAAAAAGCAGGUCCUACUGGAGCAAAUGUGGAGACGUCAAACCAAAUGUGACCAAAUUCACUGUGGAUAAAUUAACUCUGGAUAAAGAAUACCUAUUCAGAGUAACUGCCCUGAAUGAUGAGGGGCAAAGUCCACCUCUCACGUCGGACAAAACCGCUAAACCCACAAAGGAUCUGACUUCCCCAUCCAAACCUGAAAAGGUCAAGGUUACAAACACCGAAAAAGACACUGUGACAUUGGAAUGGUCCAAACCAGCCGCAGAUGGCGGAGCUAGAAUCAGACGUUACAUCAUCUACAAGAGGAUUGAAAUGACAGAGAAAUGGGUCAAGGUCACCACAGUAGAACAAUUUAUUACACAGACUAUCAUUGAGAAACUGGAAUUUGAGAAGAACUACUUCUUUGCUGUAUCUGCAGAGAAUGAUAUUGGAGAAGGUGACAAGGGAGAAACCACACAACCCACAAAAUUGGAAAAACCAAGUGGUGUACCAUCUGCUCCUGAAGGCCCAGUAGAGGUGUCUGACGUUACCAAGGCAACAGCCACAGUGUCAUGGAAAGCCAGCAAAUCAGAUGGAGGCUCACCAAUUAAACACUACAUCAUUGAACUAAAAGACAGCUACAAGUCCUUCAGCCAAGUUGGCAAGGUGCCAGCAGAUCAACUAAACUUUGAACUAACCAAACUGAAAGAAAAUCAACAAUAUCAUGUCCGCAUCACUGCAGAGAAUGCUGUUGGAAAAUCUAAACCACUGGAGAUAGAGAAACCAAUUACACCAACAAGUCCAUUCAAAGUACCAGAUACCCCAGAAGGACCACUGGACGUCUCCAAUGUGACCUUGAACUCUGCUGAUCUGACCUGGAAGGCUCCCAAAUCUGACGGAGGAUCCAAACUCACUGGCUACCUCAUAGAAAUGAAGGAUGUCCGCAGAUCUUUCUGGAACAAAGCGGGAGAGGUCAAACCCAACGUGACCAAAUUCACAGUGGAAAACUUAAAUCUGGACACUGAGUAUGUUUUCAGAGUUACAGCAAUUAAUGCUGAAGGUCAAAGUCCACCUCUGACAUCCGACAAGUCUGCCAAACCAACCAAAAAACUAAGUGCCCCAUCUCCACCACAGAAAGUGAGAGUCACUGAUUCACAGAAAGACUCAGUCACUCUUGAGUGGAUGAAGCCCGACUCUGAUGGCGGAUCUAGAAUCAGACGUUACAUUAUCUGGAAACGAGUGGAAAUGACAUCUGAAUGGACCAAGGUCACCACAGUGGAACAGUUCAACACCAAAACAGUCAUUGAAAAGUUGGAGUUUGAAAAGAGCUUCUUCUUUGCAGUGUCUGCAGAAAAUGAUGUUGGAGAAAGUGAAAAGGCAGAAACAUCCAAACCAACUAAACUUGGAAAACCAACUGGAAAACCAUCUAAACCCACCGGCCCAAUCACUGUCCGUGACAUACAGAAAACCUCAGCCACCAUUGAGUGGAAACCUCCACAGAGUGAUGGUGGAUUACCACUAAAGGGAUACGUGGUGGAGCUGAAAGAAGCCAGAAAAACAAUGUGGAAGAAGGUGGAUAAACUGACCCCUGACAUUACAUCUCUCUGUAUCCAGAACCUGAAUGAAAAUGCUGAUUAUUACUUCCGAGUGUUUGCUGAGAACAGCGCUGGAUUCAGUGAACCUCUGGAGAUGGACAAAUCUGUUCUUCUGAAGAGUCCAUUCAAUCCACCAAAUGCACCAGAAGGACCUCUCCAGAUUUCAAAUGUCACCUUGAAUUCUGCUGAAUUGUCUUGGAAACCACCAAAAUCAGAUGGUGGUUCCAAAUUGACCAAAUACCUAAUAGAGAUGAAAGACACCAGGAGAUCUUAUUGGAACAAGGUGGAGGAGGUGAAAGCCAACAUCACCAGCUAUACAGUCAGUAACCUGACAACAGACAAUGAAUAUUUAUUCCGAGUGUUUGCCAUUAAUGAGGAGGGCCAGAGUCCACCUCUCACGUCAGACAAGUCUGCCAAACCAAAGAGAGAUCUCACUGUACCUUCACGGCCUGAAAGAAUCACCGUCACCAUCACGGACAAGGACUCGGUGACCCUGGAGUGGGGCAAACCCAAAUCUGAUGGUGGAUCAAGGCUCCGUCGAUACAUUAUCUGGCGUAGAGUGGAAAUGACCGAGAAAUGGGUCAAAGUCACCACAGUGGAACAUUACACCACCAAAACAGUGGUGGACAAACUGGAAUUUGAAAAGAACUACCUCUUUGCUGUGUCUGCUGAGAAUGAUAUUGGAGAAAGUGAUAAAGCAGAGACCAGAGAACCCAUCAGACUCGCAAAACCAAGUGAUGUGCCCGCUGCCCCAGAGGGUCCACUGGUUGUGUCCAACAUCAACAAGACCUCCGCCUCACUAUCCUGGAAAGCCAGUCCCUCCGAUGGAGGCUCUCCCAUCACUGGCUAUGUGGUAGAAAUGAGGGAAAGCUGGAAGACCACCUACUCCCGUGUGGAGAGGGUCCCAGCCGACCAGAUGACCUAUGACCUGACCCGUCUGAAGGAGGGACAGGAGUACUUUGUCCGAGUCCUGGCGGAGAACAAGGUGGGACAGUCCAAACCCCUGGAGGCUGACAAGGGAUUCAAACCAGAGAGCCCAUUCAAUGCACCUUCUGCACCAAGAAAUCUCCAGGCCACAGACAUAACUAGCUCUUCAGUGACUAUUUGCUGGCAGACACCAUCCAAUGACGGUGGACUCCCCAUCAAGUCCUAUACUGUGGAACGUAGGGACAAGAAAUAUGGCUCCUACACCAAGGUGGAUACAAUUAAGGCCCCCAGCACCACAUGUGUGGUAGAAAGACUGCAACUUGAGAAAGAAUACUACUUUAGAAUAACUGCCACAAAUGAGGAGGGAACCAGUCCACCAGCAGAGAUGUCAGAACCAGUCAAACUAGUCAAAGAACCAGAAGCCCCAGAGUCACCCACUGGACCAAUCAAAUUCUCUGACAUUCUGGCAACAAGUCUGACCAUGGAAUGGGGUCCCAGUAGGAGUGAUGGAGGAUCACCAAUUCAAAAUUACAAAAUUGAAAUGACAACUGACAAAAAGAACUGGGUAACGGCCAUGACCUGUGACCGCUAUACAACCAAGGUCAAGGUCAGGGACCUAAUAUCAGACCAGAAAUAUCACUUGCGAGUCAGUGCUGUGAAUCAUGUUGGCAGCAGCGAAGCUCUGAUGUCUGAUGAAGUAAUCCCAAUCAAACCACCCGAAGUUCCAUCACCACCAACUGGGCCACUGGAGUUCUCAGAAAUCACAAAGACAACCGCGGUGGUGUCCUGGAAACCACCCAAAGACAAUGGAGGAAGUCCAAUCACUCAUUACGUUGUGGAAAAGAGAGAGGCAAGAAAGACAACCUAUACCCAGGUGGAGAAACUCGGCCCCAAGGCCCAGUCUUGUAAGAUUCAAUAUCUGCUGGAGAGUACCGAGUACUUCAUACAGGUCAGAGCCCAGAACAAAGUGGGCAUUUCUCAGCCACUGGCCUCAGACAAACCACUGGUGCCCAAGCACCCAUACACUGUACCAUCUGCUCCUGUUGGACCACUGAAGGUGUCGGAUAUAACAGCAAACUCUGCCACCCUCAGCUGGAAACCACCACAAGAAGACGGUGGUCAACCCAUCAAGCGGUACAUUGUGGAACGCCGCGACACACGCCGCACAGCCUGGGUUCAGGUGGAGACCCCACGACCAAGCGUACUGACACUGACCACUGACAAGCUCAUUGAGGAUGUGGAGUACUUAUUCAGAGUAUCUGCUGAGAACAUUGAAGGACAAGGGCCUUAUCUGGAGACAAAAGAACCCAUUACACCAAGAAGGGUGCCAGUUAAACCUGGUGCUCCCUCUGGAAGAGUUCGAGCCAGCAGUAUAACUCCAGAAUCUGUCACACUGUCAUGGCAACCACCAGUCGAUGAUGGUGGGGCACCAAUCAAGAAAUACAUCAUUGAGGCCAAGGAGACAUCAGGAAACUGGUCCCCACUGACCGAGGUUUCUCCCAAAUCUACAACAAAAACUCUCUCUGACCUCAAAGAAGGCAAAGAAUACCAGUUCCGAGUGGUGGCUGAAAAUGAGGUUGGGCGUGGGAAAGACACCAAGUUGGAUGAAUCUGUUGUUCCAACCAGACUACCUGAGGUUCCAAGUGCACCCCAGGGACCACUCAGAGCAGCAGACAUCACUAAAGAUUCCAUCACGCUGUCCUGGCAACCACCAAAAGAUGAUGGUGGCAGUCCACUGACUGGCUACAUCCUGGACAAACUGGACCUACAAUGGGGUGGCUGGAAGAGAGCCACCAAGGUCCCACCCAGUGCUACCAGCACCACCCUGACUGGUCUCAUCAAAGGACACGACUACAACUUCAGAAUCUAUGCUGAAAACAAAGUGGGAGUCAGUGAACCCAUUGAACUGAUUGAUGCUAUCCAGGCCAAGAGCCUUGUCGAUGUCCCUUCGGCACCCCAAGACUUUGAGAUCACAGAAGUGACAGAUGAAUCAGCAACACUAGAGUGGUCUCCCCCUGCUUCCACAGGUGGCACUGAUAUCAUUGGCUACCCUGUAGAGCGUCGGGAAGCAGGACGCAUGAACUGGAUUCGCAUCAAACGUGUGGAACCGGAUGUCACGUGGUUCACCGUAGAAAACCUGCUUGAAGGCCGGGGCUAUGUUUUCAGAGUCUUCGCGGAAAAUUGUGAAGGUCUCAGUCAGCCGACUGUCAUUGAGAAGACAGUGGUACCACAGAGAAAACUAGCAAAACCAACUGAACCACAGAACUUUGAAAUAGCUUACACAGAAAAAGACUCAGUCACCCUUCAGUGGAAGAAACCUAAGUCUGAUGGUGGAGCAAUGAUUUCUAAAUACAUCCUGGAACAAAGGAAGGGAAGAUUAGGAUCAUGGAGCAAGAUCAAGGAGCUAGAAAGCUACCAGCACUCGGCUACCAUCAAACACCUGGAACCAGACUGUGAAUAUGGAUUCAGACUGAAGGCAAAGAAUUCUGAGGGAUUCAGUGAACCUGUGGAGCUGGAAUCUUCCAUCAAAUCCAGCAAACCACCAGAGAAACCAUCUAAACCAGUUGGACCUCUAAAGGUGGACGAUGUGACUGAAGACCAGGUCAAACUGUCAUGGAAACCACCAGAGAGUGAUGGCGGAUCCAAGAUCACAUCUUACGUCGUGGAGAAAUGUGAGGCUCGUCACCCACGAUGGCUCCGAGUGGCCCGUCUACCUCCUGGCACCCUCAGUGUGGACUGUUACAAUCUUAUUGAGGGCAUGGACUACUUCUUUAGUGUGGCAGCUGAAAAUGAAGCUGGAAUUAGCUCACCUCUGGAAUCAGAGAAACCUGUCACACCCAAGAGCAAAUAUGGACCACCUGCCGUGCCUGUUGGACCAAUCAAAUGUACACAGAUCACCAGAGACUCGGUCACCAUUGAAUGGAAACCUCCCAAAGAGGACGGCGGUUCACGGGUGACCGGCUACAUCAUGGAGAAGAAGGAGGGGCCCAGACACACUUAUGUUCAUGUGUCCAAGACGAUGUCCGAGGAGACCUCCUUGACCAUUCUUGGCUUGAAUGAGGGCAAGGAUUACUACUUCAGAGUGUAUGCUGAGAACAAAUAUGGCCGAAGUUCAGCACUGGAGUCCAAAGAGCCUGCUACACCAAAGAGGACUCUAGAACCGCCAUUGUCCCCUGCUUCUCUACAUGUCAAGGACAUCACUAAAACUUCACUAACCUUGACCUGGGAACCACCAAUGAGUGGACCCGAGGGCAUCACCGGCUACACCAUCGAGCGCCGUCUGUCGAACAGUGACAAGUGGGAACGAGUGGCUCGUGUGCCUGGACAAGUCCUAAGUCACCACCUGAAGGGACUUAGAGAGGGCCACGCCUUCUUCUUCAGAGUCAUGGCAGAAAAUGCUGCUGGUGCCAGCAAACCUACUGAGCUGAAAUCACCUGUUGAGCUCAAGGGCAGGAAAGACAAGCCACCAGCACCUACAAAUGCUCCAGAAAUCCUGGCCAUUGGGCCCCGCUUUGUGGAGUUGUCAUGGCAACCACCUGAACAUGAUGGUGGUUCCCCCAUUACUGGUUAUUAUCUGGAGAGGGCGGACCUCUCAGGAAGAACUUGGAUGCCCAUCAACAAGACACCAAUCAAAACAACUAAACACAAGAUUGAAAACCUGUACGAGGAACUUAAAUACGAAAUAAGAGUUCGUGCAGAAAACAAGGAGGGUAUUGGUGAGCCCUCCCCCGCCACAGAACCAUUCUACUGCAAGGAGUCUAUAGUGACUGAAGCACCUAAGAUUGUGAAACAUUUGGAACCACUGACUGUCACAGAGGGUCAGAAUGCUGUGUUUACCUGUGAGAUCUCGGGCAUGCCCAGACCCAGCAUCACAUGGUAUAAGAACUAUCGCGAAGUGUUCAACACCAGACACACAGAAAUCAAGAAAGAGGAGGGAGGAAAAUACACCUUGACUAUUAAGAAUGUUACUGAAGAAGACAUUGGUGGCAUCGAAUGUCAUGCUCGUAAUUUCUACGGUUCUGUGUCGUCUAGAACCAGUCUUGAUGUCAAUGUGCCGGCUAAGAUAGUAGACAUGCCCCAGAGGUACCUGGAUGGCGUACAGAUCUGCAAGGGGGAUGCCAUUAUGAUCCGCAUUCCCUACAAAGGCCGACCAGCUCCCAAAAUUACCUGGUCAGUGGAUGGAGAGGUCAUUGAGCCAUCUCGCAGGAAGGUGGAAAUCAAGACUCUUCCACAUCACUCCACUUUGGUCAUUCGAGACACAGAGAAAAAGGACAGUGGAGUAUACAAGUUCAUGGUGGAAAAUUCUGUUGGAUCAGACAUGGUCAACAUUCCUGUGCAUGUCAUUGAUCGCCCAGGUCCACCAGAGGGCAAACCAGUCAUUGAAAGCAUCACCAAAUUCUCUGUCAAACUGUCAUGGCUGCCACCAGCAGACGACGGUGGCUCAGAAAUCACUGGCUACAUCGUGGAAAAGCUGGACAUGCAGACUGGGGUUUGGCGACGAGCCCUGACCACCAGGAUGCCCCAUGCCACUGUGGAAUGUCUGGAGGAGUUCAAAGAACACAAGUUCAGAGUGUUUGCUGAAAACUUCAUUGGAAUCAGUGAACCGGGAGAGGAGACAGACAAGGUGGUAACCCGAGAGGCGGUGCCCGAUAUGGACUAUGACGAUCUCUACGAUGCAAGCUUCAGAGGCAACGAUGUGAAUAUUGACAAGAUCAAGGGAGACGUGCUCAGCAAGUACAUUAUCUGUGAAGAGCUGGGCAGGGGAGCGUUUGGAGUUGUCCACCGUGCCAUUGAGAGAGCCUCAAACAAAAACUGGGCGGCCAAGAUGAUCCGCUGUAAACCUCACGAGAAGGAGGUGGUCAGACAUGAAAUUGACAUGAUGAAUGAACUACACCAUCCCAAACUUCUACAACUCCAUGAAGCCUUUGACCAGGCAGGAGAAAUGGUCAUGAUCCUAGAACUGUUGACCGGUGGUGAAUUGUUUGACCGCCUGGUAGAACAAGAGUAUGAUUUGACUGAAAAAGAAUGUAUCACCUACAUGAGACAGAUCUGUCAGGGAGUUCGACACAUGCACCAGCAAAAUCUGGUUCACCUUGACCUCAAGCCCGAGAAUGUGAUGUGUGUAACCAAGGAAAGCACUGAUGUUAAGAUCAUUGACUUUGGCCUUACCCAGAGACUAGAGGAGGGCAAAAAUGUCAAGGUCCUGUUUGGCACUGCUGAAUUCUGUGCCCCGGAGAUCAUCAACUUUGAACCUGUGUCUUUCACCACUGACAUGUGGUCACUUGGAGUAGUGACCUAUGUUUUGUUGAGUGGAUAUUCACCAUUUGCUGGAGAAACUGACCACGAGACUUUUGUGAACAUUAAUCGAUGUGACUAUGACUUUGAUGAUGAAGUGUGGCAGAACAUCUCGGAAGAAGCCCGAGAUUUUAUCAAGAAACUCCUUAUCCCUGACAAGAGCAAACGAAUGACAAUCUUUGAUGCUUUAGACCAUCCUUGGCUUAAUGGAACUGCUGAGAAGAAACUGACAGGGAAACCACUGUCUCGUGCCCACCACAAGGAAUACCGCGACAGGAAACACCACAAAGAGGAUGACCUUGACAUUCUACCCAUGGGCCGCUUAGCCAGAAACAGUGCAAUCUUCCGAAAGGAGGGUGAUGAAGGCGUAAUGUCCAGACAGCUUGUACUGGAGUUACCUCCCCAUGCCCCAUUAAUGGUGGAGCCCCUGACCGAUGCCCAUGGGUAUGAAGGAUCCCAUGUGGAGCUGACUUGUAAAAUCAGUGGAAAACCUGUUCCAGUCAUUCACUGGUAUCUUGAGGGCGAGGAGCUGACCCACGGAAGGAAGUUCCACAUGACUUACCAUGACCAUUUUGCAUCCCUUUUCAUUGGUGACCUUGAUGUGGAGGAUGCUGGCAAGGUCAAAUGUAAAGCUGUUAAUGAACAUGGUGAGGCCUUCACCACAGCCAGGAUUUCAGUAGAAGACCUGCGCAGAAAGAAGAAAAAGAGAGAAAAACAACCCGCAGAAAUGUUGCCUAAACUCAAACUGGAUAGACAUGACUAUGACACCUCUUUACACGACACAAAUGUCCCACCCAAGUUUACCCUGCCCCUGAUAGACCAGGUCAAAAAGGUCAGGGAGACAGUGGAACUCACUGUGACAGUAACUUGUCGUCCAGAACCAGAAGUUCAGUGGUUCCAUAACAAUGUCCGAAUCAAGUCCUCCAAACACUAUGACCUUGAGCACAUCAAGGGCGUGUACAGGCUGAUAAUCCACGAAGUAAAUCCAGAUGACGCUGGAACCUGGAAAUGUGAGGCCACCAACAAGUAUGGCCAGUCGUGGUGCUCAUGUGAACUCAAGGUCGUCGAAACUAUUCCUGAUGGAUCUGUUCAGCCUAAAUUCAUCCAGUGUCUGGAAGACAGCACCAUUGAGGAGGGAAGCUCUGUCAGACUGGAAUGCAAGGUCAAAGGUCAACCAAAUCCACAAGUGGAAUGGUACAAAGACCGUAAAUUGCUGCAUUCUGGCCGUCACUACCGCAUUACCGUGGAUGAAGAUGUUCAAACACUGACCAUUCAUGACGCCUUCUCUGACGACACUGGACGAUACAUGUGUCGUGCUGUCAAUGUGGUGGGCUCCACCACGACAGAAUCCUACGUCAAAGUACAGAGAGCUACAGUGCAAGUAUCAGACUUUUCUUUCCCACGACCGGAGGUGGCGCCACUGUACGCUGCCGAAUUGUCGCGACUUUCUGAGGCCCCCACAAUGAAAUACAAAGUGGAAGAGGCGCCGAACUUCACAGCCAAACUGCGGGACAAGACAGUACCAGAAUUCAGCCAUGUUCGCUUCAUGUGCUCCGUGACUGGACUCCCAGCCCCAAGGAUCAUCUGGAAGAAGGAUGGCAAAGACAUCACCAACAACUCUAACUACUUUAUCUCGAACCAGCAUGGUCUGCUGACUCUGGAGAUCUUCUCGGUAUCUGAGCAGUUUGCUGGUACCUACACCUGUACCGCUACCAACUCAGAAGGAGAAGUGACCUGCUCAGGUCAUCUCAAUGUCCUCGGAACUGAAAGAGAGACCAGUCCAGAGGCAGAUCUCACACCAAAGUUCACAACCCCUCUACAGGACAUUUCUGUUACUGCCGGAGAGGAAGUGGUUUUCACUUGUGUUGCCAAGGGCAACCCCAUGCCUCACUUCAAAUGGCAAAAAGAUGGAAUGAAUGUGACAGACUCGAGGCGGGUCUACAUGGGAUCAGACUCCGACGGCAAUGCUGAGCUCAUCAUACGCAGUGCUAGAACCAGUGACUCUGGUCUAUAUUGUGUCAUCGCGCAAAAUUCAGCAGGCCGCAGCAAAUGUUCAGCUUACCUUAGGGUCAAGGCUAAAUCAAAGUCAGCUUCUCCCCCUGAGAGCCCCGACUCGAUGGAGGAGGGAGCCAUGUGGUCCCAGAGAACGGAGCGAGGAUACGAGAAGCUCAAACCCCUGGACAUUCCCGGCGGUCGCAUGCCACACUUCUCGAUGGCCCUCCCCAAAGUGAUUGAACUGGACGAGGGAGACAAGCUCCAUUUGGACUGCACUGUGGAGGGAUGGCCCAGACCCACGUUGACCUGGUACAAAGGGGAACGUGAACUGACCUAUGACUUCCGGCACAAGAUCAGUGCAUUCCAGAACAUGCACACCCUCGAGGUGAACGAAGUCCUUUACUCUGACAGCGGGGAAUUUGUGGCCAGAGCUUCUAAUGCAAUGGGAAGCAUGGAAUCCAAAUGUGUUGUCCGCGUCACCAGGAAGUCCGCCAGAAGAGCUGGAGAGGACAUGGCCACAGCAGAUGCACAGAAAGCAGCAGACAAUAUGGAUAAAGGAUUUGCUCCCUUCUUCAUCAAGCACCUGCCCGCUUCAGUGGAUGUCAUGGAAGGAUUUAACAUUCAGUAUGACUGUUAUGUAGAAGGGGACAUUACUCUGAUCAAAACUAAACAAACUGAAAUGAAACAAGUGAAAAAAUCCCUGGAGUCCUCAGGCUUCGAAGGGAACUACAAAGACAUACCCAUGAUGGGAAUUCCGCCUAUGGCAACCAUUCCUGAACCAAAAUCCAGCGGGAGGGGUGCAGGACGCUCAAAGACGGCCAAGUCCUCCCCAAGGUUUGUGGAGGAAUUGGAGGACAAGCAGUUCCGAACUGGCAGCAUUGCCAUGUUGUCAGUGGUGGUGGAAGCCAUGCCAGAGGCUGAAAUCACCUGGUUUAAAGAUGGCAAGGAAAUAGGACACAGCGAUCGCUAUGAAGUAUUUUUUGAGGAUGGUGCUUACAACAUUGAAAUUUAUGACACAGUUUUAUUGGACACUGGAAUUUACAAGUGUGUGGCAACAAACACCAUGGGCUCUGCUGAGUCUCAAGCCAAAAUUACGAUACUAGCUCGAGAUGAAAUGGACGAUUUUUUAGCUGAUCUUGAGAAACAUGAAACAGAAGACAAUAGCGAUGUAAGGAACUCGACAGCCAUCGAUGAGUUUCCAGAAAUCACUAAAAAAAAAUUUGCCCCCUGCUUCAUAGUAGAACUGGAACCACAAAUCAAUGUACAAGUUGGGGAAGACGUCAAAUUUGUCUGCAUCAUCAACGAUGCUGUCCAGAAAACUCACUGGGAGAAAGACGGGAAGAGAUUGUACAACGAUCGACGGACAAAGAUCAGCUCGGAGUCGGAUGGAACACAGCAGAUGGAAAUUUCUGUUACACAGACGUCCGACUCCGGCAAAUAUUCCUGUAUAGCAACAACUCUGACGGGAGACAUCAAAACCGUCACAGAUUUAAAUGUGUCAGAUAAAGGGAAACUUCCCGUUUCAACCAGUGUUAAUGACAAACCCAAAUUUGAAAAACCUCUGAGAGACCGAUUCUGUAAGGACGGGUCUUCGGUUACUCUGGAGUGCGUCAUCAGUGGAAACCCUCGUCCCAGAACUGCCUGGUUCAGGGAAGGGGAGGAAAUCCUGGAUUGCCAAGACUUUCAGAUCAGUAAUAUAGGGGACAAGAGCACCCUGACCAUCAUAGAAGUAUUUCCUGAGGACGAAGGUCAUUACAGCUGUAAAGCGACCAACAGCGAAGGGGAGAUAACUACCACCUGUCAGCUCCUGGUCGAAGAGGAGAACCAGUUUAACAAAGAUGCCACCUAUUCUGUUGACUCUGCUUCCAUUUCAUCCACUUCCUCAUUUAGUCGUGGAGGAAGCCAAGCUAGAAGUGUUGAUGCUGACCACACACAUGAAUUCUUGGUGGACCCGGUUUCAAAGCGACUGGUUCGCGACAGAAAGUCAGCUGAUAGGAAGUCUCUGGACAGGAAGGCAGGGAAGCCCGAGAAACAGCCGGAGUUCAUCACAAAACCCCGCCGACAGUUCACGGACGAGGGUCAGACUGCCAAAUUCAAAACCUCCUACGAUGGUCCACCAAACACAAAAUUAUUGUGGACCUUCAAUGGCAUGGUGUUGUCAAAUGACGCCAAACACAAGAUUUAUCAGGAGAAAGAGGUCCAUUGGUUGGAGGUUUGCGAUGUGACGGCUAAGGAUGCGGGGUUGUACACUUGUACGAUACAGAAUGCGACAGGAAGCUCCCAGGCCUCUGCAGAACUAGAAGUGCUCGUGAAACCUAAACCUGUGUCCAAGAGGGGAUUUGUGGGUCCAGAAGUGGCCAUUGCUCUGAGUGACCAGGCCGUAACCCCAGACCAGAAGUCUGUCGUGCUGGAGUGUAAAUUCUCAAAUGCCAUUGAUGCCAAUACAACAUGGUACAAAGAUGGUCGCAAAUUGAAUUCUGGAUACUUUGCCAAACAAACCUUUGACGGUCGUUUAGCUCGCCUGACCUUGAACAAGGUCUCCGACAGAGAAAUGGGGUCGUAUGAAUGUGUGGCCUCAAACAGUGGUGGAGAGGUCAAAACUCAAGCCCAGCUAUCAUUCAGAGCGGCCAGCUCACGAUCUAUUCCACCCAAGUUUGCCGUUCCUUUGACAAAUCAGACGCUGUCUCCUGGAGAUCCACUGACACUGGAAUCCACGGUAACAGGAUAUCCGAGACCCUCCAUUAAGUGGUAUAGAAACAACAAGGAAAUUCGCUCGGGUAAAAACAUCAAGAUGGAGUUUGAUGGGUCAAAGGUCAAGCUGACCAUGUCUGAUGUACAGACCAGUGAUUCAGACUCGUACAAAUGUGUGGCUGAAAAUGAGGCUGGACAGGAUCAAAUCAAAGCUAAUGUGUCUGUGAUAGCUCCCUCCUCAGCUGCACCCAGUGAUUUCAAAGAGCCCCCCGUAUUUGUCAAAGAACUCGUGGACAUGGAGGCUAAUGACGGCGAUCGCGUGGAGCUGGUGGUUCAGGUCGAAGGUACCCCUCCUAUAGAGGUUGUGUGGGUUCAUAAAGACAAAGAGAUCAAUUUUGAAGAUCCGGUGUUUAAGAUGAAGUCGGAAGGCAGUGUCCAUCGUCUGAUAAUUCCGGAGGUACUGCCAGAAGAUACUGGAGAGUUUGUGUGUGAAGCGUACAAUGACUACGGAGAUACGGAUACGUUCUGUUUUCUGUGUGUCAGAGAAAUUUUAUCACAAACCUGCAUGCAACAUAACACUUCCUCCGAGUCAAGCUUUCAGCCAACUUAUUGUGAAUCCGAGUCAGAGAAAAGCUUGAGAUCGGACUCGGGCUACUUAACAGAAAAAAGUUACCAGAAACCGGACUUCAUAUUGAAGCCUCACAUGGUGGAGGUGAAUUCGGGAGGAAGUGCUAUAUUUCUGUGUAGGAUUACUGGUUCCCCUGCACCAAGUGUAGUGUGGGAAACAAACGGAAAAACAAUCAACAACGAUGGACGACAUAAGAUUACAUUUGGAGAAGACUGUGUCCUGGAAAUUGGAAGUGUAACUAACAGUGACAGUGGAAUAUACACAUGUAUACUCACAAAUCCAGCUGGGGUCGUUUCCAUGGAUACAAGACUUGUUGUCAAUGAUUCAGAUUUACCCAACAACCCCCCAUGUAGCAUUCCACCACCACAACAGUCUAUGCAUAGGGUUGUUGAGGAAAGAAUUGAGCAGAGGAAGUCUGCUAUGAACUGGAGUUCCCCAGGAGUUUCCAAGCCCAAUCAUCCUGAGGUAGUGAAAAUUUCAAAUGUGCCAAAACCACUGAGUGGUAAUUCUGUGUCUGAUAGGAUAGAAAAACUCAGGAAAUUAGAACAAAAACCACCAAAGAGUCAAGAAAUUCACGAUUUCAGAGGAGUGUUAAAAUCUAAACCCGCUUCCUCCGAGAGGAAAGACUAUAGAAGUCUGUUAAAACACAAAUCCGAUAACGAUCUUUUGAAAACGGGGAUAAACCUUGAGAAAAAACAUUCAGCGGGGCCUGAUCUAGGGACUGAUUUCAGAGAAAUUCUGUCCGUCAGGAAACAGUCACGAGAAGAACAAGUAAAACUGCAGAAUGAGAGAAAGUCCAACUCGUUCUCAGGAACACCAUCCAGGAAAGACAACUCCACCAGUUCUAUGGACUACAGGUCUGUAUUAAAUAGAAAGAGGAAUUCUGUGCCAAAAGAAGCACCACCAGUAGUGAAGAGAGACAACUUCUCAGAGAUGAAAGAGAAGUCAUCAAUUUCUCUGAAACAGGAGUCUAUAGCCAAUGCAUUACCACUGAAAUCUGAACCCUCCGACAACAAGCCUUCACCAUCACAAAGGGACACAGUUCAAAAUAGUGAAAUACUGGUCCAAUCCAAAUUUCAUACUCCUAAAGAGGAAACAAAUCAUCAGAAAAUUGAGGAAAAUACUCCAGAUCAAGGGACACAAUCCAUGCCUCUCCGUACAAGGAGACAAAGAGACUCACCAGCUGUGCAUGAAGUCCCCAUCUCAGAACCUUUACCCGAAGAAAGAGUGGAAAAAUUAGCACCACUGUCAGAUAAUGUUCAACCUCAGUCACACCCUCCAGUCCUUACUGAUGUCAUGGACGAAGUAGACAUUGAGAACUUGUUGGCUGUGCGAAGACAGAGACGCAGGCAAUCUCCUGCACACAAAGACUUCAUUCCACCCAAUUCUAGCAAUAUUGUGAACAUCCCGGUACUACAAACAGGGACGACAGAUUCUCAAACGUAUGUCUCAGGAAAUCCGGACAUGCGAGGAGUUCACUCCAAGGAGAUAACCUGUCAAAAUGUCUACAAAGAAGAGGAAAGUUCAAACAGCUCCAAAGUGAACAGUGAAAAAAAUGUGGAAGAUGACAGCAAAAUGACCACACAGGAAUAUUCUAAACCAAAAGCAAUCAUUUCUCAGAAUGUUGUGGAAAAUAAAGAUGAAGAUUUCAGAACUGUUCUUGCCAAUAGGAAAAACAGGAAUGCCAACAAUGUUAGAGACUCUGUAAGCCCUGUCGCAAAAAGUGAAAAUGAAAGAGACGUCUUAAGUGAUUGGAGGGCAAGACGACAGCAGAGGAAUCAAGACCAGGAAGGUCUGAAUGGGGAUGUGAAAUCGACAACGAAACUCGACAGUGUAGCUCACGAAUCAACGAAACCCAAAGAGGAGACAGCGAUAACUAGGCCUCCGUUGAGUAAACUGAAUUUAAAUUUAAAUCGCACCGAAAUGUCAUCUGAAAAUGGCAGUGUGAAAACUCCUGAAAAUAAUUCUGACGAUUUUCGAAGUAUUCUGUCAAGAAAAAGACGAACAAGUAAUAGUUUUAGUAAGAACGAUUCGAAGGAUAAUAAACCUCCGUCCAGCCCAAAGACAACAGAUUUCAGACAUGUUCUGACGCGACAUGUCAGCUACGUGGAAAAUCGACACCGCCAGCCUCCCUCCUUCAACACCCGACUGAAGGACAAGACUGUCACGGAGGGGGAUUCUGUGACCAUGGAAUGUCACAUCACCGGUGUGCCCCGCCCAGAAAUCACAUGGACCAUGAACAACAACCAAAUCAAACCGUCCAAGUUCUUUCGUAUGACCUAUGAUGACAAUCAUAUUGCUCGGCUAGUCAUCGCUGGAGCUUACCCAGAGGACGAUGGAGUUUACGUCUGUACAGCCAGUAACAGCACAGGAUCCGACUCGACCAGCUGUCAUCUCUUUGUGAAAGAACUUGCGAGCGCCACGGACCACUCAGAGGAGGAGUGUGGAAUGAGGAAGGAGGACUCGACCGGUGAGGGCACCUGUACAGAAGACGAGUUUGCUGACACGCUGGAGGCCCCGGUCAUCCAUGAGAUCAAUCCCUCCACUGUCAACACCACCCUUGGUCAGAAGAUCACUAUCCAAGCCUCCUUUACCUCUGACGAAAAACCCAGCAUUGAGUGGCGGAAGGGGACCUCACUGCUGAAAACUGAUGAUUCCAUGUCAGUGAACACAUCGGAGCAUUUCAGUCGCCUCACCAUCAACCAGGUCAAGGUCACUGACGCUGGGAAGUACAAGAUAACAGUGAACAACAGCAUUGGCCAGACAACUGCGAUGUCCACAGUGAACGUGCAUGAUGUACCAGGACAGGUGUCUGGUCGACCUUAUGCUUCUGAUGUAAACCUGCGCUCUGUGAUCCUGUCCUGGGGUGGCCCCUCCACAGACGGGGGGAGUCCUGUCAUGGGGUACCGGGUGGAAAUGUGUGAGGCGGAGAAAGAAAUAUGGCAGACCCUCACAGAUCAAUGUCAUAGUACAUCAUACCACGUAGCUGACUUACUUCCACACACGCCAUAUUUUUUCCGUGUGACAGCCAAGAACAAGCACGGAUACGGAAAACCUAGCGACACAUCAGCUGUCAUCGUCACCAAGGAUCGCAGGUCGUCCCUGCGUUUGUCUGUCGAUUCUGAUGAUGUUUUUGUGAUGUCACCGACCUCGCCCACGGGGUCGUACAUGUCCAUAUUUUCCCCCACAGAAGAAGAUUUGCCCUUUGAACCAAAACUUGUGGCACUGCAACAAGAAAAGAAAUUCGAGCACGAUUAUGACCUGCAAGAUGCAAUAGGAAAGGGAAAAUUUGGAAAAGUCCACAAAUGCUUAGAAAAAACAUCAGGCAAAACAUUUGCCGCUAAAAUCGUCAAAUGCAGAUCUCAGAAAGAAAAAGAAAAUCUGAGACAAGAAGUGGAGAUAAUGAAUUUACUAACUCACCCCAAGCUUCUGAUGUUGUGGGAUGCUUUCGAGACAGCAAGAAACGUGGUCCUCGUGAUGGAAUAUGUAGCAGGAGGAGAACUUUUUGAUCGAGUUGCCGACGAGGAUUUGGAGUUAACAGAGUGUGACUGCGUUCAUUUCAUGCGCCAGAUCUGCCAGGGCUUGCAGUAUAUGCAUUUAAAAUCUAUUCUGCAUCUGGAUUUAAAGCCCGAAAACAUUCUGUGUGUGAACAAGGACAAUAACUUAGUCAAAAUCAUUGACUUUGGCCUCGCUCGGCGCCAUAAGGAAGGUGAAAGUCUACGAGUGAUGUUCGGAACACCGGAGUUCAUUGCUCCAGAAGUUGUGAACUACGAGGAGAUUGGAUUCCCGACAGACAUAUGGAGUGUCGGGGUCAUUUGUUAUGUCUUGCUGUCUGGUUUGUCUCCCUUUAUGGGGGAUUCUGAUGUUGAGACUCUGUCUAACGUAACGAGGGGUGAUUAUGAUUUUGAUGAUGAGGCAUUUGAUGAGAUAUCAGACCUUGCAAAAGAUUUCAUCAACAAAACAAUCAAACUAAACAAAAGGAAAAGAUAUACAAUAGAUCAGUGUUUAGAGCAUCCCUGGAUCGCAAGAUCUGAAAGAAACAGCUCAAAGAAACUACGGCAAAGUCUGAGAAAUCUGAAGCAAUUCAUGGCACGUCGGAAAUGGCAGAAAAUGGGAAAUGCCAUUCGAGCUAUCGGACGGAUCUCAAUGCUUCAGAAGAGCCGUAGUGGAAGUGAUAGCUCUGUACAAAGUGAUUCAGACGUUUCGUCACAAACUGACACCCUUUCCUCGUCUCGACCGUCGUCAAUUGGGUCAGAGGACAAAUCAGAUCUCAGGCAGACAGAACCAUCUAAAGUAGUGUUCAACAUACCAACUCAGCAACCGUCUCAUCAAAACUCGGUUCUGCUCGAUCAAGCAGAGAACAUUUCAGACCUUCAGUUGACUUUUCUCAAAGAGAUGGUUGACUGUGAGGCAUUUCUUGGUGACAAUGCAAGAUUUGAUGUUCAAAUAGGAGUGAAUACAAAACUGCCACCUAGUGUUCAGUGGUAUUACGAAGGGGAGAUAAUUCAGAGUGAUGGACAGCAAUUUGUGAUCAAUGAAUUCUCAAACAAUGGUGAAUACUCACUGACCGUAAAAAGUGUGGGUGGCAGCAAUGAAGGUGAAUACACCUGCAAAGUGACGUGUGGUGGUCAAGUAAUUACCUGUAGUGCUGACUUAAUUUUAAAUGAUGCAGGUGCAUUGUAAAUGUUUUUAAUAUUGUGCAAUAAGGUCUUUAAUACGUUUAAUUUUGACCUUCCAAUCAAAUGAAAAGACUACCAUGAAAUGAGGAAACCAUACUGCUAUUAUCCUUAGCUUAAUUUAUUCUUUGUUAGAUUAAAACCUCUUGUUUAUAAUGUCUAGGACAGUGUAUGUAAGAUGGACCUUUAGGCUUAGUGUCUGUCUUUUAUGAUACAACUUUGGGGUUUGAGACUAGCCAUGAUAUACCCUGAACUUCCCAGCUAGCUUUCAUCAUUGUAACCAGCUGAUGGGUGCUCUUAAAUCCUAAUUUUUCGAUUUCGGACCCUUAAAACUUAUGACAAGACACUUCGCUUUAAGCUAUCCAGAACUCCAAAUAUUUCAUUGCAAUGCAGUGGUGUUAUUUAUUUGAUAGGAUGAGGGAUAUACAAUAUGUGUGUAAUAAUGACUGUAAACUUGUAGGAUGAGGAUGUUAACAUUUUCUACUUAAAGAGAAGUUUCAAAUUCCCUGAACCUGAUUUGGAUCUCUCUUUUUGUACAAAAUCACCAUGAUCGUUUCUUGGGAUCAUACACUGUACUAAACAUUUUGAAAUAAAACUUUAGAAAAUAA